AUGGUGGAACUUGGUGUUCUCUCAGGUACGUUAAAAAUAAAUGUGACAAUAUAUCAGGUGAGUCGAAAUUGCCAUCCAAUAGACCACUUAUAAAUUUAACUCCAGCAGUGCGCCUACGCUCAGCUAGAAAGAUAGGGCGAAAUAAGUUGGCUACCGAGACAUUGAUAAUAAAACAUUAAUAAUAUAUAAAUAUUUAUCUAAGAUGAAUAUAUAAAGAUUAAAAUCAUAAACCGUGAUUAUGAUAAUCGUUGCACUAUGCCGUCAAAAAUAUCUUUGUCUGAUAUUUUAUUAACAUUUUCAAGAUAUCAACAGCAGUUACAGUCAAAUGAUUUGAAUAUAAUUUCAAUGGAUGAAGAAACAAAAAAUGUCAUCAAUAAAAUCGAAACAUCAAAAUCCAACUUACUAAUAGGUUGAUGGAUAAUGGCUUUAAAUAAUCAAUUAAUAACUGAUGAAGAUUGAUCAAUUAAAAUUAAAUGGAAAGUUAUUUGGUAUAAUUGCAAAUUGUUUCACUUUUGUAAAACGAAAAGGAUGUGCAUCUCUAACAUUUCCUUAGCGCAAGCUCUAAUGAAUGAUGUGUAAUAAAAUGAUUAAUAAAAUUUAAAACGAUCAAAAUUGCAUAGUUAAAUAACAUAGGUAAAUAACACAAUAAUAACAAUAAUAUUAUAAUAUCAAUAUUAAUUGUUAUUAGUUUAUGAGAUGGACUAAUAAAUUAGUAAACUCGUAUACACCUAUUCAGUAGGGUCGAACCUGUAUAUUAAGUGUCCCGGCUGCCCACCUAAUUUAAGGGGUAGGUAUAUCCCCUGGCAUUGGUAGUUAAGUAUAAAACAUUGUACAUUUUACAGUUAAUAUAAGGAACAGUAAACAUAAUAUUAAAAAUAACGCGAACUAGUCUAAUCCUUUACUGCUAUAGAGUUACUGUGUGAUUACAUUGGUAAAAGCAGAUAACUAUUUUUAACUAUAACUAUAAGUAUACCAAAAACUAUAUAGCUAAUUAACAGUUAUUUUACGAUAAAUAACCAAUAUUACCUAAUAAAUGUCUAAAUCUACAGCUACAGCUAGUUGUACGCAACCUAUACAGAGUGAAAACAUAUACACGAUAGUAUUUGGAUUAUUUAACUAUUCUUGAUUAUAUAGUUCUGUAGUAAUAGAAUAGGUUAUAUAAUUUUUUAGACAUGGUAAAAUUUAAAAAAAAUGCAAGCUUUUUUGAUCUAUUUAUAAACAUUUUAAUUUUGAUAGUUCUUAAAGUAAUUUUUAUGUAUUAUCUAUGUAUCUAUGUGGAUAAUAUUAUGUGGAUAUACUUAGACUAAACAGAAAUGCUUGAAAAUUGAACAGAAAGUUUAUUAUAAAUCGUUCUUUUUAGUAAAAAAAAAAAAUUGUGUUAUGUAGUAUUUUUUUUUUUAUUAUUUAAUAAGAGUUAAUUUCAAAUUUUGAUAAAAAUUGAAAAUAUUAUUCAUAACAUGUAUAAGUAAACAUUGCUCUGAAUCAUGUUUUGUUAGCAAUGAUUUAUUAUUAUGUACACAUAUAAAUUAAAUUCCCUUUUAUAUUCUGCAAUACAGUAGCCCACACGUCGUGCAUAUCCAUCUUUCUUUUUUACUUUUUGAAAAAAUAUGUACCUCUAAAUACCGAUAUUUACCGGUAUCAGAAACCUAAAUUUUGUAAUUUUUAAAAAAAAUCGGAAUCGAAACCGAAAAAAUUAUAAAGGUAUCAAGCACUGGUUUUGAUAAAUUUAAACUAAAUAAUAUAUUCUAUUAGUAUUCAUAGUAUUCAUUUCUAACUAAAAAAUAAAUUAUAUUUAUUCAUGUUUUUAUUAAAUUUUACUAUUUUAGCAUGAAUUUAAACUUAAAACCACUAAUAAAAAUAACUGAUGCAAUUUGUAUCCGCUUAAAACAAGAUAAAUAAAACUCGACAAUUUCAAAUACCUAUAAAUAAAUUCCUAAAUUCCAGAGUUUUCCCGAGUUUUCCUAAAAAUUAAAAGGAAAAUGAAAAAAUUAUUUCAUCAUUACACCAACAUCAAUUAAACAAAAUUUCCUGACAGAACCGCUCUUGAAGUUAAUGAUUGGUGCAAGAUUUCUGAUCGAAAACUUGUCAAGAAACGAAAAAAAAAACAGAACACAUUAUUGUAAAACUAUAAUACAUUCCACACUACGCUAAAAUUCAAUAUUCAAAUUCUAAUUCUAAAAUUCAUGCUGUUCUAAAUCAGCGACGAUUUUAAUGAUGAUACUGCACCCCUGUGCAAUUAGGACGACGACGGCUGCGGUGUGACGCGAUACGAGCGCUCCGGACAGUCGACCGCGGAUGACUUAGUACUAUUCGUCACGCGGACGAUUUUAUACUCAUUAUCAAUUUUAUCAGACAUGUUUAUGAGAUUUUGAAUAAUGGUUCACAUUAUUUAGUUAUUAUUACGUAGAUCGUGCUUACAUAGUAUUUUAUCAAUAACCAAAUAUAAUGAUCAUUCUUUUUACUCGGUUGUCGUAUUUCGCAGUAACCUAGCUAUAAACCAUAGUUACAACGAAAAUCGCCAAAACGACUUAUUUUUAUAAAAUACAAUUACCGAGUUACAUAUUUCGGUUAAUCGUCAAAAUUAGAAGCCUAAACGGGUCGUUUGUCAAUUCGUGUUGUAAAAUUGUAAUACUAUUUUUUCGUGAUUAACUGAUAUUCGGUGGUAUAUAGAUCAGUUUUUCUCAAUCCGAGAGGGUCGGGUCACCAACUAAUUAUUUAAGGUCGCCGUAUAUAAAAUAUAUUUAUUAACUAGGGUUCACUAAAAAAUUGAAUAUUCAUUUAGGAGGUCUAAACGUAUACCAAGACCGUGGAAAUAUACCUAUUAUAAUGUAUUGUAUUCAACUGAUGGCAGCUGGUCAUAAUUUAUAAUAGCGUUUGCCGUGCGAUUAGUUUUGAUAAUUCGGAUACAUCUUGUCAGUUAUUUCAUAUAUCUAGGCAUAUGCCUAGCUACGUACAUAAUAUUACUCACUACCCACCCGUAUUACAAUAGGUACCAUCGUCGCAAUAAUAAAACGCUAUAAUCCGGCAAAUUCGAAUUGUAAUCGCACGACGCCAUCAACCCCGCAUCGUAAUAAUUAUUAUUUACAUCCAAUUAUAAAAUUAACACUCGCGUAAGUAUUUAUGUACAUUUUAUACGUAAUAUUAUUUUUACAUAAUACGCGCGACGACGCGGUGACGUAGGUGUCGUCCGCGUGCGUGUACCUACUCGCGGCGUAUAAUAUGGGUAGGGUUUAACGUGUUUUGUACGCGGGUGCGGGUGGAAAUCGACGGUUUCCGAUUGGUCGGCCGGCGUUGGGGUACACGACGGAAAGCAUUCCCCCGGCGGCGACGGUCCGUGCGCUCAGGCCCGCGACCGGGCGCCUCGCCCGACCCGCCGGCCGCCGGACGAUCCACCCGGCCGCCCAGACCGUACCGAACGCGCGGAGUAUAAACGAGCGCCACAAGUUGAUCCGCAAUUCACAAGUAUUUUACCUACGGUCGUUGGAGCAACAGCCACCGCAGCCGAGUCGUCUUCUAGUACACAACUGGCCAUCGCACACCGUCGGUAAGUAACGUUCACAUCACACAAUUUAUUAUUAUUUAAAAACAAAUAUAUUAUAUUAAAUUAUGGGGGAAAAAAAAAAAAUUGUUUUAACACCAAACAUUAAUCGCAUAGUCGGCAACCAGAAAAAAAAAAAAUUCAAGAAAAACUUAAUUAUUUUCAAAAGUUCACUUACAAUUUUCCACACGAUGAUCGGCGUAGGAUUUUCUUUCGUUAUCAAUGACUCUUGCUGUAUGGGAUUCGUAUACGCGUGUACAGACAUUUUCGGGUAUCCCGCAAUACGUCGUUUGGUACGUUUUUUUCAAUCUAUUUAAAAUAAACAAUACUCGAUUAAUGUUUGCCAUAAUAUUUUUCUUUUUAAAGGUAACAUUUGUUCUUUAAUUUAUACGCAGGUGCAGUUCAAUGUAUUACUCGUUAUUUGUAUUAUUAAUAACUAUAAUAUCCAUCCAGGUGUCGAUCGUUUUAUUGUAACUGAACAAAAUUGAAUUGAUUAAAAUCUAAUAUUCAACCAAAUUAACCGACUCCCUAAUUUUGGUUGAUUUUAUUUUUUUUUAAUACAUUUUUUUCAUAGGUUACGCGAUGUUUUUUUUUUGUCUUUUAGGGUUAAAGGUUAAUGUCAAUGAAGUAUAUAUUGGUUUUUAUCCACAUUAUACACCGAAAAUAAAUUACAAUAAAAAAUAAUAUUUUAGUCAACUUCGCGUGUGUAUUAUAUGCGCAAAUAUUGUACAAAACAUGUAGGGUAUAAGUACUAUAUUAUAAUAAUAAUAUUCUAGUCAUCACAUACGAUGAUAAAAACUAUACAACAUCGUUAGAGCUGAAUUAUUAUUAUUAUUACUAUCAUUAAUCAUACAAUUGAUUCAAGACGUAUUAUCAGCUAUUGUGUUCGCAAAAAAAAGUGAACUUUUUCUAAGGAAUACACUACACUCAGCCGAUAAAUGUAUAGUUGUCGAUCCGCAAUAUUGUAAAAUCUAGAAAACUAUGAAAAAAAGUUGUACACUUUUUGUUAAAACGAACAUAUCUACAUCUAUAAUAUAGGUUCAUUACAGAAAAUUAAAAUUCCUACAUUGUAAUUUUUUUCUUUUUUUAUUUAUUUUCACCACGAUUAAAACGCGAAUAUUUCGUCCCGUAUUCGCGGCAAUAUAAUAUAAUUACUAAUUUCAUUAAUUUAUGUACUGAGUGUUACACAACACGAAAAUCUGAUAUCUGAAUAACUUUUGUUCUGUUCAAUAUUUUUAAGUUUUUUUUCUUGUGAUAAUUACUAGUACCUUGCGCUAGGACUUAGAAAUUUAAUUUUUUUUAGAAAAUCUAAAAUAGCUAUUUUAUAAGUACACAUUAUCAAACAAAAUUUUACAAAUAUUUACUAAUGAUGAAUCAUUAAGUUUCUACAAUUUUUUAAAAUGUAAACAAAUUAAAGUUAUUUUUCAUGGAUAAAUGGAAUGAAUCGUCUGAUAUUAUUCAGUAAUAUUUCAUAAAAAAAUUUAAAUUAUCAUUAACUUCAAACUAAUUAUAGACAUUUAAUGAUUUGUCAUUUUGUAAAUAUUUUCAUCACCAAAGUUUUGUUUCAGAGUAUAUUUACAAAACAGUUAUCUUAGAUUUUUUAAAAAUAAUUUCUUCAUAUUUAGUCUUAAAAAUGUAUAAAACAGAAAAAUCAUAGCAUGAGAAUCAUAUCAACGAGAAGAACCUUAAAACUAUUGAAUAGAAUAAAAGUUAUUUCAGAUGUAAUAUCUUCGUGUUACUGCCUAUAAAACGCGAUAUCUCUUAUAUUCCAAACGAUACGCCAAAUACGAGAUCUACUCGUAUAGGUACCUAUAUAUUAAUAUUGUUGUAGUAUUAUACCAGAACAUAAUAUUAUACCUUCUAUAAUAUAUUAUUAUUAAUUAUUUAUUAACAUCCAAAAGGGAUAAAUAGUUUUUCUAAAAGGUACUACAGCAUAGAAUAUAUAGUUAGUAGUACUUAUGUACAAUAUAUGAAUUAAUUAUAUUAUAUAUAGCUAAAAAGGUUCGGUUAACCUUUUGCAACGACUAUAAGUAUAAACACGAAUUAAUAGGCGCGUUAUUAAUAAAGGUGUAGAAUAUACCACGACGUUAAAAAAUAUUAAAACCUCGAUUCGUAAUUAUUAAUUUGCACUACGCCUGCAGGAGAAUAAUAUUUACGUACGAACGCGGGGCGUUUAUAGUAUUCGAUUAUAAUAUUAUUAAAUUCCAAAAACGAUAAUACUGAAUUUUUUCUAUUUUUUUUUUUUCUGUUUGUUUGUGGCAAUAUGUUUAAUCAAGGGGAACUGUACAAUUAUUGUUAUUCGUGGCAAUAAUUAUUAUUCUAUUAUACAGGGAGCAAUCAAAAUCGGUAACCGUUGGACAAAUUAAAUUUUAUACCUACACACAGCUUACAGAGACGUAUAACCUAACCCAACGAUACGAUCCGAGCGAAUGAAUAAUAAUAAUAAUAAUAUAUAAUAACAAAACGUUAUAACGUUUAUGUGUAUUCGAAAUAAUAUUAAUACCUCACUCGUAAAGUUCACCUCGACCAUUCUCUCUCCCCCCCUCCCAAAUAAAUGUUAUAUGUGGAUCCCGUAAAUACAUACAAAUUAUUAUGUUAAUCAAUCUUAUAUAGGUAUCGAAAAAUAAUAAUAACGCGUUCUAUAGUCCCGGCGGAUCUGGUAUAGUAUCCGAUAAAAAGUUUUAUACUUGGAAUAAUAAUAAUAACACUAUAAUGUUAUAUUAUUCGGGUCUCCGCGCAUAUAAAAUGCAGUUUAUAUAAUAUAAUAUGUUACACGCCGAAAAAACGUAUACAUAAUAUUAUAUAUACACUAAUACACAUAUAAGGAGGAAACAGUAAAGAGAAAAACAAAAAUAAAAUAUACGGUUUACAAUAAUUCCAUUUGAAAUUAAUAUCGGUUAUUUUUAUUAGAAAAAAAAAUAGGUAAUAUAAUAUGUUCGGGGGUUAUAGGAACAAUUGUAUAUGAUAUUCAAUUUAUAUACGGUCUCGCCAAUAGAAACUGACGGAGAAACGUUUCGACGCGAAAAAAAUAUAUAAUAUAUUAAUUUAAAAAGCGACAUUUUUGACGGAAAAUAAAAAACUAUCCAAUACUCUAUCGAACUGUUUUUUGUACAAUACUCGGCGUUAACGGAGCUUAUAUAUACUCUGGGAUAUAGAAAAAAAAAUACGGUUGAUAUGAGUACUUAUAUAAAAAUGUUCUGUCAAAAAUCUAAUACAUCUAAAAAUAAAUCUCAUAUUUUCGACCGUUUUCGCGAUUAAACCGUGUAUAAUACGGACAUUUUCAGCGAUAUAAUAUACCUACAAGUUCUGUAGAACGAUUAAUUAUUAACGAUCAGAAUCCGACCGGUUUUUGACACUAUAAAAUAUGUACGUAGUUAUAUACCUAACAAGCAGAACUUUCGAUUUAUUGAAAACCAACCGCGAAAGUUUAUGUUAAAAACAUUAAUAAUUAACAAUAGCGAUUUUUUAUGUAUAGAAACGGAAAAUAUUAUUGGUACAUAGCUGAUAUAUUCGGCGACUCGAGUUUAAAAAUUCUUUAAAGUUACACAAACACAUACAAUAAAAUAUUUUCGUUAUUACGAACAAAUCUCGUGUUUCGAUCACGCACUAAUUUUUAACUAUGUUUAUUAUUUAACAUUAUAUAUAUAUACAGGUAUUUAAUACAUUUUCAACAAAUAUUUUAAUUUCUUUGAAAAUUGACUCCGGGAUCGUAAUUAACAUUAUAUAUAGUAUAGUUAGUUUAAUUUAUUUGAAGAGGCAGUAUAAGUAUUUUACUUAUUAAAAAAGUUAGGUACGACGAACUUAAUUAAAUAAAUAUCAUGCAUUUGUAUUUAAUAAACAUUUUUAUUAAGUACCUAUAUGUUCGGGGAGUCGUUUUUGGGUUUUAAAUGUAGUCAUUUAAAUUUUGCGUUGAAAUAAAAAAAAAAAAUACUUUCUUUACAUUAUGCAAUACAUACAUUAUUUUACUAUAAUCCUCUUACAUUUAUGAGUCUUCGGAAUAUUGUUGUCAGCGGUGCUAUCCAGGUAAUGGAUAAUAGAUACAAAUAUAAUAUAUACGUGUGUGUGUUGUAUUAUCGUCGUGCUAUUGAUGUGAAAUAAUUAUACGAUUUGUCAAACAUCACUCUAUAUGAUGAUGAGAUUGUAAAGUACGUACGUAUAGAACGGGAAAUGCACACGAAUCCUAAUUAUUAUUAUUAACGUUUGGUUGAAUAUUCGUCCAUAAUGCGCAAUAUAAUGUAUAUAUACACAAAUAAUAUAUAUCUAUAAAAUAUAUUUGUCAGAUUACCUUCUGACAAAGGUAACCCAAUUCUAUCGGCCAAAGUUGUACGAUUUCAAAUAAUUAAUUACUAAUAUAAUAUUUAAAAUGAGUAUGCUUUUUGGAUUCUGAGCGAAGCAAGGAACGCGUUGGUUUUACCAUAUGAUGUACCAUGGAUUUUUUUUUUUUUCAUUCGUGUGUCUAUCAAUAACUUUUCCACCAGAAAUCUCGCCCCAAUCAAAAAUAGUGUAUAGGAACUUUAUUGUAACAUUUUUGAUCUAGAUGGUAAAUUAAAGAGGUCAUUUUUUGUUUUCCUUGUAGUUUUCUUAAAAAUUUGGUCGACCAUUAUUGAUGAUUUCUGGUAGCUUUGAUAACAAGGGGAAAAUUAAAAAAUAUAACUAAUAAUACUCUGUUCAGAAUCAUUUUUCGUUAGCCAAUGUCAUAUAGUUAUACGUAAAAAUAUAAAUUUAAUUACUCUGCAUAUCUUUCCUCUCAACUUCCCUCCUAAAACAGAGGCGACACACCCAUCAGCAGUAUCAACUUUUUUUUCUUUUUUCCAGUUGCAAUUCAAAACUCAGAGGUGAUAUAAUGUGCGUACUUACAUUCAAAAAUGUAUAUAUAACGUGUAUUAUAUGAUGCGCACAAUUAAAACGGGUAUGUUUGACCGAUAUAUUAUACAAGAGAUUCUGUAAAUUAGGUACAUGAAGUACAUAUUUCUCGUUCAUAAACAUUUCCCAGUCCUAUUACUUAUCCAAAUUUAUUAUAUAGACAAGUCGGAUGAAUCAGCGCUGCAACAGGUGUACACCAUCGUUCAUUAUUUUCGCCUCGGGUUUAAUUGGUACAGUGCAUUAUAUUAUUAUUACUAUAUCGUUUUCAAAAACAAAUGGUCGGCCAUGAAUCAUAAUAUAAUGAUAGUACACUGGUCGUAUAACGAACGCACCUUUACUGCUAUAGACGCAUUUUUUAGGUUUUAGUGAACGAAAGUAACCGCGAUUUAGUUGUAUAUGGACCUCAUUACUACAUUGAAUAAUUACAAUAAAUAUAUGUGGUUUUUUAUUUUUUAGAAAUCGGUCAUUUUAUUUAAUUUCUCGCCGACAAAACAGGAAAAAUUAAUUUUCAUAAAAAAAACUUGUUCGGAAACAAAACAAACGUACCUUUCCGAAGAAAUAAAAAAUAAAGGUACAUUUUUUGCAUUAUUAUCUUCCAGCUAUGUUAUAACAUAACUUUUCAUCAGAUAACGAAAUUCAAUUUGAAAAUUUCACCGUUCAUUGAAAACGUGUAAAUAUUAUUAAACGGGGUGUAAAAAACAAAUCAGCGAACAUAACACUACAUAGCAGUGAUGCAUAAUAUUUAAUUUAAAGUUAUAGACGCAGCGAUCAUGUGAUUAAUAAAUGCGUUUUUAUUACACACAAUACGUUUCGAUACGCAUAAUUUGUUCAAUUUCGCACUCGUUAUUCUCCUUUAUAUAUUAAAUAUAAUAAUAUAUUAGUAAAUGCCGCCAAUACUAUACACGAUUUUAAUACCAUCAUACGCGCGGCAGGAAAUUCUUGCGACAAAGUUGAAUUUUAAAGGAUUUCCUUCCCACGAUGCGUAACGUAUAUACCGCAACGUACCGACCCAGACGACUUUCCCGCAUUGUUUUCUCCGGGGCAUUUUGUUUGAACAAGAGAAAAAGAAACUUUUAUUAUUUCACGUUUAUAUAUAUAUAUAUAUAUAUAUAAAUGAUAUCCGACCGACGCGAUACAUUUAACCCGGAACAAAAGGUCGCCGAAAAUAAUAAUAAUAAUAAUAAUAUCUCGUUGAUUUAUACGGACGAGUUACAAUCUCGCAGCGGAUUAAGGAGUACACGUACCCAAAGGUAUAUAGGCAAUUUUUCCAAGCGUUAUCGCGAGAAAUAAAUUCGAACCAGAAUAACUGUUUCUCGGCCAACGACGGCUGGUGCGAUGUAUAAUAUGCCUAUACGUGAUACCUAUACUUGUCCUGCUAUAUAAUAUACAUAAUAUCUAAAAACGAUUUCCGAAACGGAUUUUUGACGUAAUAAUCUCGGAAAUUUUAUCGUAUAUAGAACGAUUUGCAUAUAUUUUAUUUUUCGGUGCGCCUUUGUUUAAUAAAACGAGUGAACGCUCCGUGAACACGGUCAUUAUAACGAAACUUUUAAUAAUUCGAAAUAUAGGUACUCGUAAUAAUAACGAUGAUGAUAAUGAUAAUAACGAAACAAAGAGCUCUUCCGGUAUGACGACCGUGGUAAUAUAUUUACUGUAACAUCAAAAAUUAAAAUGUACAUUCAAACAAAUAAUAAUUAUUUACAUAAAAAUUAAACCGAAAAUUAUUAUAAGUCCCUGCCCCGGAGCGUGAUGGCAUUGUAAAACAUUUUGUUAAAACUAAAUAGUACAUAUAAUAAACGGGCUUUCAAAGAAAAGACGUCUUACGGUGCGUGGCGGAAAAUCGUUUCUAUAAACGGUACCUAUAUACAGUUUACAGUCUCAAAACUAUUCGUCUGUAAUAUAAUUUAUAUAUUCGUAUUAAACAUUAAACGAUUCAUUAAGUUUUAUAUAAUAUAGUAAGUCCUCGCGUUGGAAUUUGAUUUGUUUAUUUAAUUUUAUUUUUAAUUUGUCGACAUUUCAAGAAAACCGACUAUUAUCUGUAUGUGCCUUAUUAAAAGAUGUUCCUCAUCUAGUUUUCAAUCCGUUGAAUUGAUUAUUUAUAAUAAUUAAAAUGAUUAUUUGAAAUAGAUAAUUUAAUAAAUAACAUUAUCAAUUCCAUUGCCUUCCGUCGCCUCACACCCCAGCCAUAUCUGUUGGUUGUUCAUCAGAAAAAAAGAAGAAAGACUUAGAAAGACUUCAAAUUUUCGAAAAAUAUCGAAAUAAAUCGGAUUUAUAAUUUGAUUGGUCGUCAAGUCUAAUUGAGGAACACACGAUGUACAGAAAGGUCAAUCUAGCGUAAGACACUCGUUAUCUCGAAAAGGAAUAACUUUUUUUUCGUAGUUUGUUUUAUAGAAAAUUAAAGAAAUAAGCAGCUCUGUCUUUUUGCAUUACUGUUAUUUUUUGUCACCCUUAUUUUUGGGGGUAAAACCACUGUCUAUUUUUGAUUUUCAAAUGACAACCUAUAAUAAAAAUUCCAUGUAUAGAUGGAGUAUAAGUUGAAAUACAUUUUUAUGACGAAAUUUUUUAUUUUCUAUUACUACGUGUGCGCACAUUAUGCAUUGUUAUAAAAUUCGAUCUAUAUACACGACUCGUCACAAUUAAUAAUAUACAGCCGAUCUUAAAAUAAUUUCAAUUUGUCAUUUUACCGCGGUUGUAAAUUGCAGCUACGCGCCGAGUUUAUGCGGUGGCGGUGGAAAUCCGUUGUAUUUUACACGGUUACGGUUUAAUUACUGAAUUACUGCAGGACGUACAUGUAAUCAACGGUGGACACGAUCGUGACUCGAGUGUUUGAUUGCUGGACUAAACGCUAAAACCCGGGGAUUAAAAAGAAAAAAAAAUACAACUCGAACGUGCCACGACUAAAAACUAAAAUAUCUAGUUUACGACGUAAAUGUAUAUGGAAAUAAAUCUCCGAGUUGUUAAUAAAAUUUUUGACGAAAAAAAAAACAAAAACAAAUCAACGUCUUACUAUAAUAUAACCCAUUGUCGUAGCCGGUUGUUUUAUUUUUUUAUUUCUCAUUCCGGACUACCUUUUGAGGUGCCACGAUUUUCAUUAUAUAAAAUGCCCUUUAUAACACCGUGGAGGUAGGGGCGAAUAUGUUAAAAUGCAAUCAUAAUAAAUAUAAUAUUCUAAACACUCAAUUUAACGGGGCUCUCCGUUAUAAAAUUAAUGCAAUUCGGUCACAUCGUCGUCGUUGUCGUCGUCAAUCCCUUGACGUUUAUAACAACGACGUUUAGUAAGAUUAAGUUUUACGCUAUAUAUAUAUCAUUUCGUGAUAAACUUAUGGUUUUUAAUUAACUGAAUCGUUAACCGUCACGACAACUUUAGCUCCUUCACAUAAACAUUACGAAAUAGUGUGAGUGAUUAAUUUGUUAUGUUAAUACGACAACAAAGUUUAAAUUAUCAUUAUCGUUAUAAUAUGAACAUCACAUAUUAAUCACGAGACUCUUCGUUGACGUGUUUAAAUACCUAUACAGACACGGAUAAAUAAUUAUGAUACUGUAACUAAGUGUCUAAUAAACACCGAAAAUCGGAUAAAUCUUUCAAAAUUCGGCGUUAUCGACUGAAAUUCCAUCGUAUCCAAUGUUUACUUUAUCGAUUUUCCUGUUUAAUAGUUCGGAUCAGUUCUUAUUUGUCACGAUUAAAUUUAUAUAAGCCAUGGUUUUUGAAGAUGGAAGAUUAAAGAAACAGUUCUAGAGGAAAAGAGGAUGACCGGUAACCCCCCCCCCUUGGAAAAUUCUCACCAUUCUUUCACAACUCGACAUACAUUUUGAAAAUCAAAACCAUAAUAAUUAUUUAAUUAUUAUUACAAUAUUAUUAAUCCGUUAAAACUGUAAUAAUAAAACAAUUUUAUUACAUUUAACAUUGAUUUAUAUAGGUGUACAUAAUUUGUUUUAAAGACAUUCGGAGAAGAAUCAAACCUCCAUACAUGCCCCUGAUCUAACGCAAUCUAUAAAUAUGUUAAUAUCCAAAAACCUUCCAACUAAUUCACAGUUAAGUUGAAUUUUGAAAGGCAAGAUAAUAAUCGAUAUUAAGUAUAAUAAUUUAAUAUAUAUACCGAACGUAUAAUAAUGUAGGUAUAGUAAACCUAUAUAUAUAUAUAUUCAAAAACUUAUCGAGACAUAAUAUUAUUACCAUCCUGUUUUAUAAAGAUACUAUACGAAUAAUAUUCCAUGACAAUAAACCACAAAACAUAUUGCAUCAAGUGUGCAAGUAAACAUUUGUACCUAACCCUAUAAAGGGGUGGUCGUGUUUCAUAAAAAUAAUAUUAAAAUAUUCGUAUAUUGUGCAGCAAACUGAAUUUUGGUACAUGCAGAUUUGCUUAAUUUAAUACUGGUCUUACGCAUAAAAUAUUUACUCGAUUCAAAUUAUAUUAUGCGUUUGAUUUAAAUAGUUGUCGUUUACGUGACUUUAUAAAAAUAAGGUUACAUAUAAGGUAGGUUCUCUAAUUAAUUUAAAAUAAGCAUAAACAAACGCAUUAAUAUGCGUACAGAGUUUCUAGUCGAACAGAAUAUUACCUUUUGCCUUCAAAAAUUCAACUAAACGAUGAAACUGCAGUUGGAUAACCAAAUUAUUUAAAAUGAAUUAGAUAAUGAACACUAAUCAUAUUAUAUCAUGGUUGAAACAUUAUCAAACAUGAUAGACACCUUAUCAAUGGUAUGCAUUUAAAUCACGACAAAUAAGAACUGAUAAAAAUAUCAAUUAGAAAAUUGGUAUAAUAAACGUUACAGAUCCUCGGACAAUUUUUUUAAAACAAAAAAUAAAUGAGUUGGUAACAAAAUUAUUAUUUUUUUUUUUUUUUUAGUUUUUAAUCAUCUUAAUCAAUUAGAUAGGUUGGUAGCAGAAAAAAAAAUGUCGGAAGUGAUAAUUUCUUUUACAUUGAAUCAGUGUUCAGUUUAAAACGAGCAAAGCAUUUUUUUAUUUUUUCUUUCCCCCAAGAGGAAUAAAAAUUAUUAAAUACGUACCUAUAAUAUACCUACGUACAUAACGACUCCUACCCGCUCGCAAAACAUAAACUAAUUUAUUGCUAAAUUAAUAUUCGCAAUUAACGUAAACUCGAACGCAUCUGUCUGGGUCGGUAAUAGAAAACACCUUUUAUUAAAUUCACUCAACAACUCAACAACGUUAAUUUGAACGGUUCUUGUCUUUCAAAUAUAAUAAUUAUAAUAAUAAUAAUAAUAUAUAAAUGCAAAUUAAUGUCGACCGUCGUAGUGGAGUGGGUAUAUGUUAUAUAGUGUAAAGAUUUCAGACAAUUUUUAUCGAAAAAGUUUUCGUCAACUUUGCGGAUUAAUCCGAAACCUGUGUGCGGCAUUAUGUUUUUGUUUUCCGCAAUCUAAUCACGAAAACUUUGACGUUUCUAUAAUAAUCAAUACACGUAUUUUCCGCUAGUUAAGAAAACAUAUUGCCUUAGGACUAAAACGAGACAAGACAUAAAUUCGUUGACAAAAUAAAUAUAAAUUUAUUAGGCUAACAAUAAUAAUAUGUAUAAAAGAUAUAUGAGCAUUUGCAGCGUCUAUACGAACAUCAUAGAAAAUAAUGGACUUAAAUGGAAAAGUUUUUUCAAACAUUUAAAUUUUCUCUGAUACUAUAUGUACCUAUAUAGUAUAAAUAUAUAGUGUCUAACAUAAAUUUUCAUUUAUAUAUGUAUAUUAAAAAGACUAUAAAUUAUUUUGAACCACGACGAAUUCGUCGUGAUGAUUAAACAUUUGUAAAAAAAAUCAUCUGAACUUUUAAACCGACAUUAUUCUACUGAAAUCUUAAUAAAAAAAAUCGGUAGAUGUUUUUUUAUGACAGUUCUUUAUAAGUGGUACGCGUAAUUUCCAUUACAGAGACGGUUAGCAUUUUUACUUUAUAAAAUAAUAUUAUCAACUCAUAAUUUAUAUUAAAACCUGUACCUAGAGGCUACAAUAAGAGAUGUUUUAUUUUUAGGCAUAUACAGUGCAAGAUCUAGUUCGCCCAGGGGUAGUUAAAAUGCAGCACUCUUAUGAAUUUUAAAAGUAAUGUAAAUUAAUUUUGGUGUGAUCAUUUCCAAACAAUAAAUUAAAAUAUCGGACAGAAGUUUCACGGCGUCCUCGACCUUUGUGUUUUUAAAAUUACAAAAAAUAUUUAUUUUGAUUUCAUAAUUUUUGUAAAUAAAAACUAGUCAAAACAAACAAUACAUCCAAUCUCGGAAGAAAUUUCGAAGCACACCGCAAUGGGCAAGAAGCGAUGUUGACAAACAAAGCGGUUAACAAAAUAAACGUAAUGAGUUAGUUAAUACUAACAUAGAAUCAAACAUACGGUCAAUGAAAAAAUGGUGAACGUGAUUCGCAAACCCGCGAACCAGUUGGCUCGAUGCAGUCUGAAUAGCGAAUAUAAUUAAAUGGUUCUUUUUUUUAACGAAUAAUUUAUUAAAUCAUUAUAUAGGUACAUAAAGCAAGAAUAAACCAUUACAAAUUAAAAACGUAGAAAUCAAAAAAACAAAACGAGUCCAAAAAAAAUAUAUGAUUUAUGCGUGUUAUAAACUUUAUCCCAAAGUCUAUAAUACUUUAUUAACGUUUAUUAAAUUUUUCAGAAAAAAUGGCAUCUAGAAAACUGUUUCAAAUAAAUUACCUUCCACUGUACGGAAAAACUUGUAUAUCUUUUAAGAUAUUAUGGUGUGAAAUUUUUGAAGCAUUUUUUACUAACCGAAAAAUUUGUCCUAAGAAAAAGGUCUUAAACUAUAAAUAUAGCUUUAUCGCUCCAUGAGCAGAAUCUAAAAUCUUUAUUUUUAUCAUACGAUUUUUAUUCCUAUAUUACUAUCUAAGCACGUGGGAAAUAAAUUAAGUAUACAUUAUAAUAAAAUAUCAAGAAAUACUUUACAUAAAAAUGAUUAAUUACAUAAUUAGUAGAUACGUGCAAAUAUAUAAGUUUUGGUUACCCAUUAAAAAUGUCAAAAAUAUUUUUUAGUGCGAAUAUUGUUCAAAGAAAUUAAAAAGUUUAGACUAGGAAUCUCUGGGAAACAAAUUCGACGUGAAUAUCUAUUUCAAUGAAUAGAAAUGCAAUAUUUUAAUACGCGCACUUUCGGAUGAAUUAUUCAUCUGUAUAAUAUAUCUGUUACGCUGCAUAGUAUAUAGUUUAUGACUAUGGGUCUAUCUAUACAUUUAAUUUAAAUAUGGCAAGUUCGGAAUAAUAAAUUGUAAUGUUAAAACUCAUCGUGACUAAGUAUACUAUAAUAAAUUGUAAUUACAAACUAUAACAGAUGCGUUAUCAUAAUAUAAUGAUAUGCAUUGAAAUAAAAUCAAAAUUUCAUUACAGUUUAUAAAGAAAUCAACUUUAUUAUAUUUUAAUAAUCCCGCUAAAUAGUAGAAAAAAUUAUUGUUUUCGUUCAAAAAUAAUAACGAAAAAACUCGUCUAGGUAUAAAAACAACUAAACCAGUACAGAUAUUUAUUUACGUUCAAAAUGAUUGACCUUACACGAAUUACACGAUGGAAUUCUUGUAUAAAUUUUCAUAUCGAAAUAAAUCUAAAUGUCUAAAUUACAAGUAUAUACAAAGUGUCCCACCGAAAUUUGACAAAUGCAAUAACUUUUUUUUUAUUCGUUAUUUAUAACUGCAUAAGUUUUUUUUUCGUAGUUAUUAUUAGAGUUUUGUGAGUUAUAAUUUUUGGGUUUUAUUUUUGUACACAUUUUAGGUAUUUUUUCAUAAAUUUUCUGUCCAAACAUCAAGUCCACAUAUAUAUUUUUAACUGGAUCAAAAGACAACAAAACAAAAUAUUGAAAACAUAAUACAUUUCGUACAUUUUCCAAUUUUUUCUAAGUGUUUCCCAUGUUUUUCUCAAUUUUUCAUUUAUUAUGAAAACAGCUCAAAAAAUCAAAAAACGACUUCCCUAAAGUACCACCCCAGUCAAAUUUCCUUUCAGAAAAAGUUGCUAUACUUGAUACUUCGAAACAUGAUUUCUGGUAGAAUUUGUGUACACAUGCAGUAUAAAAAAAUUAAUUAAAAUAAACAUAAUUGUAAAACCAACUUCUAAAAUAUUUAACGAAAUAAAAGUCAUAUUUUUCAGAUCUCCAUGUAACUCCGUGCAUUUUUUAUAAUAUGUACAUACAUUUUAAAUUUCGUAUGAUGGAAAAAAUCGACACAAUAUCUGCAACAACUAGAGCAUCACAUACAUAAUUAUUCAAUAUUUUGUAAAUUAUCGGGUAUAUAAACGUAUUAAAAGCGCAUAUUUCCGCUUUUAUAAGUAGGUAGAAAGGUAGAUAGGUACCCACGCGAGUCGCAUGCAAAUAUUAGGUAAAUAAAUGGACGAGGCAACUAUACAAUUUUUAAUGAAAUUAUUGUCCGGAAAGCAAAUUCUCUACGUUGGCCGCAAGUUAAUAGACUGUGUGUAUAUUAUGAAUAUUCAAAAUAACAUUGCCGACCCGACUCAUGGUAUACUUACACUGCAGGCAAAAUAAUGGAGGCCCAGGGAAAGAGUAACAUUAAUAUUCGUCAAUGGUGAUGGUGAUGGUAAUAGUUUCAGCGGUGGUCGAAAUGCUCUAUUAUACAAAUACUCGUAAAUCCUCAUAAAUACUCGAAUUAUGCGAAAAUAACGAAAUACUACACCGAGAUAUAUAUAUAUACUAUACAUGUGCUAUAUCGAAACCAUAGCUAACCGGGCCCGUCAAUCGUUAACAGUACUUGAAUUGGAAAUACAAGUCUCAUAGACAUGGAGUCUAUGUAGUAGGAGUACGCUACAUUUUCUGGAAAAAUUAUAGGGAUACUUGAUAGUAAAAUUAUAAAGCCAUUAUUUAUAAUUUAUUUAUUUAUAUAUUAUAAGCUAUUUCUUAUUAUGAGAACAUAACAAAAUCAUUACUUGAGUACAUAUUUAUAUAAAAAAACGUGUACAUAUUUUUCAAUUACGAAAAAAACGCAUAACGUCUGUCUCUCACUAUAUUGAUUUCAAUAAACUCGUAUCUAUAUAUUAUGUAAUAAACUAUAGAUUUAUAUCUGUCAUUUCAGCCUCACCGUAUACUUUUAUAUUGUUAUAACAUGGACUGGGGAUGUAAUAUCCUAUAAAAAUCCGUUUUAUAAAGAAUGCUUACAUGCCUUACGAGUUCUAAAUAACUCAUUAAAAUUUAUGUAUUUAUAAUAAUUUUAGUAUAAACGAUAUUCGUAUAUACAAGUACCUACUUGAUAGUUUUUUACCUAUAUAUAACUAAUUUAAACGUGUACAAAUCUUAAUAUACAAAUAAAAGAUCAAGAUUCGCAUUCAUAAACACCAAAAAUUACCCAAAUAUCAUAAAAUUCUGUAAAAAAAAUGUACAAAAAACGACUAUAAAAUCAAAAAAUACAAAACAAAGUUUCUCAUUCUCAUUAAAACAUACGUGAAACGAAUUUGUAAAAAUACAAACCAUGCACAGCAAGCUUUGGACAACAAUGCAAAACGCAUCAAAGUCCCAGCCAUAGUGAUAACCGUUGAAUCUGUUCUUUUACGAUUAAUAACCGAGAUGACCAAGACCGUGAUUGUUAAUAAUAUUACAAACAUUAUAUAAUGAUAAAUGUAGUUAAUACAAUAGAUGAUUAUGACCACAAGUCUCCAAUUAAAUGAUGGUGGAAUGAAACUUCACGUCUCAUCACCGCAUUAGCAAUUUAGUUUAUUAUUAUAUCUGUGACGAUAUACUACGAUUACUAUACAAGACAUUAUUGCCGGUCAAUAUUCUAUUAAAUAACGACUGCAGUAAACCUCGCCGCUCCAAGACGGAAACCGAAUUUCCGCAGAAAACGGAGUCAUCAAAACGUAUUUAUUUUCGACGUAGUCUCUAGAGAUUUUUCACUAAACGACACGCGCAAUUUACGUAUAUGUGUAUAUAUAUAUACGCAAAAACGUUAUUAUAUCUAAUAAUAUACCUAGUAUACGCGUUUUAUUCGAUUUCGGGCGUGCUUACGCGGUUUACUUUUCAAAAAUGUAAAUUCAAAAACGGUUUGUUUUUUACAACUAAAGUUCAACCGGAGCAACCAUUUUUAGACGUCCUUAUCAUAAAUGUAUACUCGCACUUGUUCUCUAUCGUUUUUGCGCAUUAUUAUUUUUGCGACGGCUAUACACAUAAUGCUCAUGAAUACACAAUUUUUUUUAUUUUUUUUACUAUAAACGUAUACAUGUAUAAUUUGGAAGUUUAGAUAACAGUAUUCGUUGUGUUUUUUAUUCCAUUUUGAAUAUUAAUACGAACUGUGUGGCCACUACGGACUACAAAAAAAAAAAAAAAUUAAAAUAAACUAAUUUGUAUCCUAUAUACACUAUAGGUACAGCGAGGAAUAAAACGUGACGGAUUUUUUAAUUCAUUUUUUCGUCACCCCAGUAUGUUUUAAUCCCAUUACAAGCCAACGUUUAUACGUAAUUAAUAAAUUUUUGAUCGCGCGUUUGUCGUUUUUCGAAUUAAAACAUAAAAGGCCUUUUAUAGCGAAAAACCACCAAUUAUUGUUGCAUUUUUACCGAGUAUUGAACAACAAUAUCAUAUAAUAGGACACGUACCAAUAUCUAAUAAAUAAUUGUAUUUGUAUUUCCGUUCGCAUUCCUGGAAACGUACGUAUUUUACAUCUAAAAAUCGUAAACACAAUGAUUUAUAUAAUUUUUUUAUAAUAUUUAUACAAUUUAUAUAUAUUUUUUUUAUUUUAAAUAACGAUUACCGUCCAAAAACAAUAGAUCCUAUACUUGAAUAUAACUACUGUACAUAAUUUAAUAUUGAAAAAUAACCUGCCACCGACGAAUCUGCGGGCACACCGUGUCAGUGUUCCGUAUUCGAUGAAAAUCAAUUUCGUAUCAUCAAAACGAAUAAUUGCAUUUUAUUUCGUACUAUAAGUUUUUUUACGGGGACACGGAACAAAACCUCAUCGUGGUAAUAUAUUGAAUUUACUGAAAUUAUUAUCAUAAUUAUUUAACGCAACGAUGUGAUGAGUAAAGACAAUUUGUUAAAAUAUUUAUUUAUUCAAAUUUAUAUUAGGUAUCUACGCGCAGUAUUAUAGGUGCAGAGGCUUAAUUUAUAAAUCUAUGAUCGUUUGUCAUAUCGUUAAAAAUGUAAUAUUUAUUAUUCCUGUGUAGAUUCGAAAAAAAACAAAACAAUGGUUCCUCUGUGCAAUACUGAAAUCUAAUUUUUUUUUUUCAAUUCCACAUUAUAUACACAGAAUAAUAAAUAAUAAUACAACAAGUACACAGUAAUGUAAUAUAGUGCUGCAGCUGUAAGUUUGCAUGAUAUAAUUAUAUUUUUUCUUCAUUUCUAACAAAACGUCUAAUAAAUUUUGUCUCUACUAUAGCUGCAGCCCUUUUUAUAAGUAUUUAUUUAUUUACAUUGUUGCAGACCGAAUUCGUGCCACGUAUUAUUGUUAUUUUUAUUUUUACGAGUUUUGAAUCCAAUUUCAUCCGUCCGACGCUCGUCGAAAAAAGCAUGAUGAUGGGCAAGUAUCUCUAUAUUAAAAAAAAAAAACAUUUUUCCAACAAACUCGCGCAUGUAACAACAACCUACAAUUUGAAUAAUACAUAAAAUAAAACAAACGGAUUUCGUUAUAAACGUAUGGUCUUUAUAAAUGUGCGCGUUUGAUCUUUAUAAUAAUCUAUUAUCGUUUACUCUACGAGUGUCUUAUAUUUUAUUGGCUGAAUAAAGUAAUAUUUAAAAACUUCCAGAGACAAUGAAGAUUCUAGAACUGUAUUUUAAAAUUCAAAGGACUAGAUUAAACUCCAGACUCGACAAAAUUAAAUAAAAAUAAUAAUUUAUACAUUCUGUUUCACGCCACAGCAUUACCGAUUGCAUUGUUUUUAAUUUUUGCUAACUAUGUGUUAUCUACCAGAAAUAUGGCGCCAAUCAAAUAAGACAAAAGAUCGAUUUCGUUCCUUUUAAUAUAUAACCAUUGACAAAGAAAACUAUUUUAUUUAAUAUCCAAAGUACUUAGUGUUUAUAAUAAUUUGGAAAAACCAAAAAGACAAAAAAUACAAUUAUUUUUUUUUCAAAUUACGACGCAAUGAUUUCAAUAUUCAAAAUGUUUUAAGAUUAUUUUUUUUACCGUUUCAAAAAUACCAUAUUUUCUGAAAUAAAAUGUUAUCUUAUUUGUGAAAAAGUAAAUCGUUGUUUGAUUUUCAAUAUAGUUUUCCUUAUAUAAUUACGAAAAACCGCGAAACACGUAGGAAAUACGGAAAAGUGUACCACAUUUGGGUUUUUUGUUGCUAUUCGGUUAAAAAUUAUUAUAGAUAUCUUUAGUUUUCAGAAAAUACUUUAUUAGCUUUUUGUAAAUGUGGUAAGAUGUUCAAAAAAUUCAAGCUUAUUUUAGACUAUUAUAGGUAUUUUCAUGUUUUUAUAUAUGCUUUUUUAUUUAGUAGGUAUCUAUAUUAAUUAUUAAAAUAUGUGACAUAAGAUAAAUACUUGACAAUUUAACAUAAGGUAAAUUAUAAUUUUUACUUGCUAAUCUAAAAACCAAAUUUGAGCUUAAUGCCUUAGUUAUUUUUUCAUAAACGUUUUAAGAUCAAAUUUUAAAGAAAACCAUGACAUUUUAAAAUGGCUUACUGAAUUUUAAUCCUAAUCAUUUUUGUUAGCAAAUUGUUUAUCAUUACUUACAGGUAUAAAUCAAAUAAAUGUAUGUAAUCUGCCUUCCCGAUUUCCCACCUAAAACAGUGGCGCACUCGCCCCCAGUAUCAACUCUUUUUAAAUUUUAAAAAAUGUAUGCAAAUUUGAAAAAGAAUUAAAGUAAUUUAUUACCUUUUUUUAACAAUAUAAAUUAAUUUUGAUUAUAUAUUAUUAUAGUUACCAUAUUAUAUAAUAUGUUGUUAUAUUAUACACGUUGGCGACAAAACUUUUAUUUCGUUUUUAUUAUUUUUUUUUUUUUUUGGCAUUAUUUCAAAUAUAGAAAUAAUUAAAUAUAAUACAAAAUUAUUAAAAAAAAAAAAUUUACCACAGUUAAAACCGUUAAGUGUAAACCUUUUUUUAAAAAAAUAACAUAUUUUACACAAAUAAUACCUAUAAUAAGUUUCUAUUAUAAAGGGAUUUAAAGUUGUUAGUUAUAUUAUUUUUAUUUUUAAGAAUUAAUAAACUAGUCAAUAGUUUUUGGUUUUAUCAACUAGAAUUAGUUGGACUAUUUAAAAUUAUAAAAAUCGAGUAAGGGGUAUUAUAAUUUUACAAUUAUUAAAAACAACUUUAAACUUAAGUCAACCACUUCGAUAGUGGAAUGUCAUAUAAUUAAAAUUCGGUGUGUGUUCUUCGGUUUCAUAAGUAUUUCAAAAAAGUUAAUAGCAGAAAGACGACACUUUAUAAGCACGAGUUUAAAUUAAAAUUAAUUUUUAAAUUAAACACACAUUUUAAGACUAGCCCUGCUCUACCACUUUCGACUUUCUCAUAUAGUGGUACCUACUCCUAAAAUAUAUUAUAUAAGUUAUACCUAUAUAUUAUAAGUACGUGUAAAAUAUUAAUUAAAAAUAUCCAGACAAGAUAAAUACAUUAAAAUGUAUGCAACUAAUUUUAUAAAUCAAUUAUUUUUUUAUUGGUCAAAAUAUUAAUCUAUAUAUAUAUAUAUAUAAAAUUGUCAUUAAUUUUAAAAUAUAGAUGUACUUUAUAACAAAUUAAUACCAACAGUAAAAUCAGAAAUAUCAUUGAAAUGUCUAAUUAAUUAAAUAUGCCUUCAGCAAUAACCUCAAUACGAAUAUAUUAGACAUUCGCAAUGAACAAGUCAAAACUGAUAUGGGCAAAACAAUUAGAACACACAGAAAAAAAGAUUAAUUAAUAAUCUAACGACGACGAACAGCAGUUAUAUAUGAAUAUAGUAUAUAAAAUGUAUACAAUGAAUAAAUGCCAUUUUGAUACAUUAAAAGUAUAACUAUAUAACUUUUCACGUUGUAUAGAAGAUUGUAACUAUACAAUUAUAUAGUCGUUUUAGAUACAGUAAAAAUCGUUUAGCAAAUCAAUUUGAAAUAAUAAUUUAAUGGCUUUGGUCAUACAAAAAAACGUACCAUAUCCGGUUAAACUAUUAAUAAAUACACAGAAAUUAUAAAUGGCACCUUGUAAAAUUGUAUGUAGGUGUAGGUAUGUAACUCGCCCGUUAAAUCACAAACUGGGGCACAACUCGCCUCUACUUAAAUCAGAAUAAAACAGUGUCGUUCAAUACUCUUAAUAAGAAACUAAGUGGUCUAAAUCUCUUCACAAAGUCUGCAGUAUUGAUUACCUAUACUCGGAAAUGAACUCUAAAAGCAUCUAUAUUUUGAAACGUGGAAAAUAAUAGGAAAUGGGGCCUGAAAGGUAUCACCGGACUAAAGUGUAAUUAAACUGCAGUUUCAACGACCGAGUUACUUAAGUUGGUCGACUACAAAUUAAUAUUAAAUGACUAGGUAUACAAAAGUUACAGCCAGUUCUUGUAUUCAUUAUUAUUUGUUUAGUGAACCGAAAACCUUAUAAAUUUAUAUUUUUUAUUAAAAAUCGACAUUUUUCAUAAUAUAUUAUAGUUGAUGAAUAGUCCUAUUGAAAACUACAUGAAAAACAAAAAACGUUUAUAAAAAAUAAAUCUUAUGGAAUUAAUUUUUAACAAAGAGAUUCAUGUUCAUGAUUUACACAAUUCGUUUUAUAAUAUACAAUUUAAUUAACUAAAUCAAGAAAUUAUGAUGUAAUCUUAACAUUUAUAAUCCGAGUGAAACAUUAUUAAAAUAUUUGAUGUAUAAAAAAAAAAUAUAACUUUAAUUUUAUAGUGCUACAUAUUAAGUAGAAUAUUAUAACACUAUAUUAUUUUUUGUAUUUAUUUAAAUUAAAAUAUUACGUAAUAAUUUGUGUACAAAAAUGUAUAUUAUAAAUAUAGUAUGAAUUCACGAAUUAUAUUACCCCGAGAAUUUAUUUUUCAAAUAAAUGUAUACAUUUCAUCAGUAACUAAGUAUAGUAAUAUUAUAACAUCAAGUCGUAAUAAUUUAAUUUAGAAUUGUCCACAGCGUAUAAUACAUAUAUUCUUAUCAUAUAUACUAAGGUAUGUAUAAAUUAUAAAUAUAUCAUCAUUGAAAAGAUCUAAAAAUGUUCAAUAAUAAAUGUCCUGAACAUUUAAACUUUUGUUUGUUUUUCUAAGGAAAAAGUUGUCUACACGAUUUCCUGAAGUUUAGUAUUCGCUGCAGUAUUUUCAUAAACCUGAUGGAUUUGUCAAAACAUUUAUGUGCUGGUUCAUUUUUUUGUUUCACAUGGAUUUAGAAACUUUUGAAUUAUUUAUCAUGGUUAUUUAUUAUUGCAUCAAAAAGUUAAAAAGUGCCGACAAAAAUAUUUAGAUAGAGUGGUGAUCACUCGUUUCUCCACGCAAGGCAGUAAAUAAUUUCUUUUUUUAAAUUUGAAUGUUAUGAUAAAUCGUUAAAUGCGAAAACCGGUGGUUUUAAGUUUACCACCAAAUAAUAGGUUAGUAUUAAAAAUAACUGAAUUUUUUUUUUUCAAAAAUAAUAAAAAUCAUAAAAAGGGUACGAGUUUUAAUAAAAAUAUAAAUAUUUAAUCAACAUUCACGGAAUCUAGAAUUGUAUAAUAUAUAUUUCAGUGGAAAUAAUUAUGCUAAAAUCAUAAGACGGAAUAUUAUUCAAUAAAUAACGAAUUCAACAAAAAUUUUCAGUUCGUUUGUGAAACUAUAUAACAACUUUGAUAACUGUAAUAAUAAUCAUUAUGUUUAUUAUAUCAUUAAAACUACUAUAAUCGGAAAUUUAUAUUCCGUAAGAAAAUCUCAAGGCCUUUUCGUGCAACUUAUAAAAGGUAAUUCCGAAAUUAUUAAUAUUUGACCAACAAAACGAUAAACUACCCAAAAAUAUUAGUAAUUUAUUUUUUCAGUUUGUUUACAUAAAAGGUGAAUUAUUGUUUGUCAUAUAUAGCAACAAGAAAAUGUUUCCAAAAUAUAUAAUUUAAAAUUUCUUUUAGAAAAUCAUAAUAAAAUAUGUUGUGAAAAUGCGCAGUGGCAAAAUAUCGUCAACCGUAUAUUGUCAAAACGUUUUUAAAUUACUUAAUAAUCAAAAUAAAUAUAUAUAUAUAUAUUCUGUCAUAGCUUCUGGUCGGAAAUAUUAUACAGCCAUUCCAUAUAGGGGAAAAAUUUAAACCCCGGGGCAACACUUACCAUUUCUGCCCCUUAAAAAGCCUUAUCUUAUCAGAUGGCCGCUCCAAUAAUAACUACAAAAAUAAUAAUUGAAAACGAAAUUUGGGGAGAUGUUAAUUCAAAAAGUUCCUUGUAAGUUACUUCAAUAAUUGUAAUACCUAUGGCAUGCUAAAAGUAUAGAAUUGAGUCAAAACAAUUUUCGAUCCUUUGUAUUUUCGUUAAAUUUAAAUAACCUAUACAUCUCAUCAAUAUUGUACUGUAUAUUGUAUCAUAUAUUAAAGUGUACUAAUAAUAUUGUGACAAUAUUUUAAAAUUGUCUGACAAUCAUGAACCAUGGACGAAUAUUUUAAAUAUAUUAAAAUGCCCGUUAUAUAUACCUGUAUACAUGUAUAUGUGUGUAUAAAUAAGUCCACACUUGAAAGGUUUAAUAGAUAGGUACUUAUAAGCAAUACUAAUAUAUACGAGUGAUACAUGUGGUAAAUAAAUAUUUAAAAAAAAUUAUUUUCUUUUUUUUUAUAUUAAAAAGGUGAAACCAAUUAUUCCAGUCACAGCUAUACAAAAUCCAAUUUAUAUAUAACGACCAAAAUAUCGAUGCGCGUGCAAUAUAAAUAAUCCAAGAAAAGCACAAUAUUAAUAACUAUAUAUGGUACUAAUAUUGCGUCUCAAUAUGAAAAGUUUUACCGAGAUAAUGAAAAAUAUCAUGAUAGCUUCGUUGUUAUACGUGGGCAUAUAUAUAUAUUAACAGAACGCCUUAACUAGUCCGCCUAUGUAGGGUUAGGUACCUAACCUAUAAUAUAAAAUUCUUAUACAUUGUUUCUUUUUCUCAGCGGACGAUAUCGAUCAAUGACAAUCGAGAUAAAUCCCCCGGGGAUUAAAACGGGCGUGUAAUGAAUUUUUUUUUUUAAGGAAAAAAAACAACAAAACUUACCCUCCAUAAACAAAUAUUACCGUUCGGAACAUUGAAGUCACGAAUAUAUACCAUAGGUUGCUGAUGUGUUUUGUUUACAUCCCAUAUCCGAGAAAAACAAAAACAAUUUUGGUUUGGCAGAGACAAAAUAUAUCUUAUCAGUAAAAAGCUCUAUAUCAAUUCAGGCAUCGUGCAAUGUCCGCAACCGGAAGUUUGGCAGUUUUUGUUUUUUUCCUAAUGGUUUUCUUAGUACCUACCCACUGUUUGUCAAACUCCUGUACCGAGAGUUCAGGUUUUUUUUUGAUAUCCACCACCUAUCUUUUUAUAUUAUUUACACACAAUUAGGCUUAUAGUUAAUUCAACUGCGUUCUUUAUGACACGAUCAAAAAAAUUAAAUUUUUUAUGAUAUUAUAAUAUAAUAUACAGCGGUUUAUUAGGACAUAUCCAGUAAAAUCAUAUUAUAAUAUUACUAAUUACUAUAGUAUUCUAACUAGUAAUUUAUUUAUUUUGAACUUUGAAUUCGGUGUUUAAAUGUCAUCACUAUUAAAUUGUUUGGUUCAUUUUUAUAAAAAAAAAUAAAAUUAUAUAAAUGAAUCGAUUGAUUUAAAUUGAUUAUUUUUACGAAGUAAACAUUUGUUAUGAUAAAUAAUGAAAUGACCAUCGUUGAGUAUAAAUAAACACAAAUUUACCUUAAACUUCUCGACUGAAAUAGUGUAUAUAAUUAAACGAAUUAAGUUCAAGUAUAAGCAGUGGACAAUUAUUGUAGCCGUUUAUUUAGGUUGAAGUAUACUGAGUUUAAGAGUAUACUCUUACACUGUAGGGUACUGUUUUAAUAACCUUCUUCAAUAAAAUAAUCGUUAACUGAAAUGACUUUAUAAGUAAUAUAAUGAUCGUAAAUUCAAAUAUAAUUUGAUAAUCAGAUAUAAAUACUGCGAUUAUUUUAAACUUACUAUAUUAAAAUAUUUCAACAGUCUUCGUCGAACCGAAUUCUCAGCAAACUAAUAUACAGAUAUUACUAUAAUUUUAUAGGUACACAUCUCAAGCUGUUUUGUUUUAUUAUUUACUGAAAAAUAUCUUACAAUAAGCUAAUUAUCAUAUUAAUCGAGUGUGAAACAAUAUUAUGUAAUUAUAAUUUAAGCGGGAAAAGUAAAUAUUCAUAAUCAUUACAAAAUCAGAAAAUUACAAGGUAAGUAAAGCUGUAAAUUAAAUAGAUACUAAUAUAAUACCUACCUAAUUAUCUUCAGAAUUUAUAAUACAAUAGUAUCAGUUUAUGAAUUUGUAACCGUAAAAUUAUAAGCUACCCAAUACCCACAUCACAAUGUUAUAUUAUAGAUAUCUAAGUCAAUUUUUAUUUUUUUUUACCUAAAAUAAGUAAAAUUGGAAUAUUGUAGGUUUAUAUACUUAUAUUCAACGACUUUUUCUACACAAGUAUAUCGUAUUACCUACAAUAAUAGUAAAUAAAUUUCACUAUAUUUUUCGAUAUCGUUAUAACAGUAAAAUAUAUAAUAUUGUAUACCUAUACCGGAUUUUAUGGGAUUAUUUACACAGAUUUGUUAUCAUAUUAUACAUGUAUCAAUAUCUCGAUCACGUAAACUUUUGUUUCAUUUGUAACACCGUAAUUCCCCUAUACAAUAAAUAUGACUAAGAAUGUGAUUCCCUAAUAUAUGAAAUCCUAAAAAAUUCUUACAUUCCCUAAACAUUUUAAAUGAUUCACUAAAACUGUUUUUUUUUCUUAUCUUAUAAUUUUGGUAUAAAUGACAUUUGAAUAUAAAUUCUAAUAAAAAGUUUCAUAAAAGGAACUGAACAUCUUCGACUUGGAUUUCUUAAUCUGAUAAAAAAUCAUAUUAAACGGUAUCGUCAGAUGUCGGGUAUUAUAAUUUCGUUGAUCUAACAGAUUAUUAAACAGGGAAUCCAGUGAUUUUAAAUACGCAUAAAUAACCUUUUUAUUUUUUGAGGGACUACAAUGACUAAAUAAUAAAUAUAUAAUAUAGGUAUGUAAAAGGAUAAAUAAAUAUAUUAAUUAUUAGCUAUUAUAUGAAGACUUAAUUUGAGAGGAAUUUCACCCCAAUUUAUAUCCUAUCUUUUCCAAUAUGUAUGGAGAAUAAAUGAGUCAUAAAAUCAUAAAACAUAAUGACAUGAAUCAUGUUUGUGGGCUUGCGACCCAAAACUAGCCUGACACCAGCACAUAACUGGCCUGAUAAGAGUCUGCUGAUGACAAAAAAAGGGGGGAAUGACUCUCCUGCCCCCCCCCCAAAUUGUAUAGGUGUUUAAAACUUUCAAAAUAGCUUCAUUGGGUGGCUCAGUUUCAACCCCCCCCCCUCAAUCUCAAACCUUAUUUGCGCCUAUGCAAACAUAACUAAUUGUAGAAAAACAGAAUACAGUAAUCGGCAUGAGAGACAAUAUGAAUUCCGUUUUGAGUUAGUAAAAUAUCCGCUUCGUUCGAUUAUUUCAGUGUAUCAUUAUCAUUUAAUCGAAUACUAUUAUUAUGAAUAAUUGAACUAGACAAAAAGACCUAAAAUAAUAUAGUAACGUUAUAACGUCAAAAUUCAAAUAUUGUAAAAAUCUCUUGUUAAACUGAUAACCACUGCAGUUGAUGCUAUAAACAAUAAAAAAAAACAAAUAUAUCUGUGUAUUAUACCCACUAAAUAUAUUGGUUUGGUACCUUCUGCCUGUUAUAAUAUAAUUAUUUACAAUUUAAACUAUUCGUAUUAUAAUACCAGCUAUAUAUUGCAACGAGUUUAAUCUAAAAAUUAUGUAAAAUAUUUGUGUUCGCCAAUAGGAUAAAUCAUAUUUCAUACCUAUCGGUCAAACUACAAUGAUAAAAAAAAAAACAAAACAAAACAAAUAUACAUACAACCUUACGGUUUUCAAUAAAUAUUUCACAUACCUAAAUAUUCUAUAUCUAUUAUAGUAAAUUUCCAUAUUAAACAAAUCGACAUUUUUGUUUUAGAUUUUGUACAUAUUGUGUUAGCGAAGUAAAGAGAAUAAAAAAAUAUUUUUCCUUUGUAAAUAGAAUAUAGGACAUUAAAUGAAUUGUAUAUUUUGACAAAAUAUUGCUGAACUGAAUAUUAUAAAUUUAAAACUAUAGAACUAUUUGUGAAUAAUCAAUAUACGACACAGUUUUAAAUAAGACGGACUUAUUUCACACUGGUGGGCCACUGUUGUAGAUGAGAAAUUGGGAGGUUAAGAUAUAGAGGGGAAUUUAAUUUAUAUCUGUGCGCAACGAUAUUUAACGAAAAACGAUUCGGAGUGAACUUCGAUUAUACGUGUUUUGAAUGGUCGUAAUAUGUAUAAUUUUUUUUCAACAUAUUUUGAUAUUAAAAUUCUUAUAAAAAAAAAUAUUACAUUAAACACAAUUUUUUUUUUUUUUUGACAUUUCUGAUAUGACUUAUAAUAAAUUUCCUUUUAAAUUAUGAUGCAUUUCUGUUUAGUCUAACCACUUUAUUCACAGAGUACCUACCAAAUAAAAAUUACGUAAAAAACUCGCACAAUUGAAAUGGCUAUAAAUAACUCAAAAAUGGCACAAAUGAUUUUAAAAUCUUAUCACAUUUAGAAAAGACAAAUAUAAAUUUUUGUCCAAAUUUCAGGUCUCUACGGAUAUUUUUAACUAAAUUAAAAAUUGUUUUCGUAAAUUUUCCAGUUUUUUCGUUUUUCUCAAUUAUUAUAAAAACACUUGAAAAAGUCAAAAAUGUCCUCCUUCAAGUAUAAAGUAGAUAAAAUCUGAUUUUCAUUCAGAAAAGGUGCUACACUUGAUACAUUGGAGCAAGAUUUCUAGUAAAAAAGUUCCAAAUAUAUGGAAUCUAUAUGUUCCGAACCUAUAAGCGAACUACAUUCCGAAUCUAAAAUUAUCAAAUCAAAAUGUACAUAAUAGUUAGAGUACCAUCAAUAGUUUCUCGUUAUGUCAUCUGCUGUCACUUCCUAUUUUUUUUGUAUUUUUCCCGAAGCAACAAGUUUCCGAAAGCAUAAACUGCUAAAAUGUUAUAUUUUUUUUUAAAGUAAUUAGUGAUAUUUUGUUUUUUAUUUAAACAAAUAGAGUAACGAAAUUAAUGAUUUUUUUUUCUUAUUUAGUAUUUUUUUUUUUUUUUUUGUACGUGCGUUGAAAUGAUGUUAAUUAAUAUAGGUAUUAUACGGGAUGUACGCGGAACUCGAGGAUAUAAUAAAGUGAUGGCCAACAACAAUUCGUGUUGUAUUAAGUAUAACAACAAAAAAAAAUCAAAAUUUCCUACCGUCUAAGAAUUUGCAAUUAAGCGUAGCGAAGAAGGAUAGGUAUAGCAUUAAUUACAUAGUUAAACACAAGUGCAAUAAUAUUACGGACACACUACGAUCAAUAGCAAGCGCGCGAGACUUAGAAUAAAUGUGUACACCUACAUAGGUAUAUAACCUUAGGAAGAGAAAAAAAACGAAUUUAUAGCCGACACUUUAAUUAUUAUUAUUAUUGUUAUUAUACUCCGGGACGAUAAUAAUAUUAAAACAAUACAUAUAUAUAUAUAUAUAAAUAUUUAAAGACAAGAAAAAACUGAUUGUAGAAAUAAUCUCGGUAACGACCGGGAUCAGGAAAAUUCGGCGGGGUAUGAGGGGAACCGUAUUUUUUCAGUAGGUAUAAAAUAUGAUUUCAUCGUUACCGUGUAAAUUAUUGUCGACCAAAUUUAUCGUUAUUUAAUUUAUCGUUUGACACAAUGACGGAUCCAAGGGGGGGGGGUGCAAUAAGGGGGUGAUCGGGAGUUCACUCUUCAAUAUACUCUUAGCUGCAUUAUACUCUUAGCUUAAUUCGUCAUAGAGCUCGUCCGUAUAUAAGUGCUUGCCUUAUAUGCAUUUUCAAAAUCGCCCCCCCUACCCCCGCACCCGUUAUAUUGUCCUGGAUUCGCCUCUGGUUCGACACGCGCAUGAUAAUCGCAAGGAAAAUACGAUCAGGUCUAUAAUAAGGGAAUCGUUGUGAAAGUCUAAUAUAUAUAUACGAGAAAUAAUAAUAAUAAUGCGCACGUUCAAUGAUUUGUGUUAGCCAACGAUUGACACUUGGGCGAAAUAACGCAAUAUUAUGUUAUAUAUAAUACACGGAGCUAAUACAAAACACGCGGUUAUAAAGUUCAAGCGAUUAUAAAGUGUUGACGCGCGCACAGACAUGCACAACGGUACAAAAGCUGCAGCGCUCGAAACCGGAUUUAUGAGCGCUUUGGAAAUUAUUCGUUUUACAUUAUUAGAAACUUUGAACGGGAGGCGAAACUCAAUGUUAGCUUAGUUAAUGAAUUACGUGACGUACGCGGUGUACAAUGACGUGACUUACUAAUUUUCCAGGUUUAUUUACCGCGUGCGGUAUAUUUACCUUCGAAUGCGUAUAACGCCCGGGUGUCAGCUAUUUUGAAUUUCUGUAUGUAUACGUAUAUAAGGGCGGAUCGAAAAAAAAUUGUACUUUUUUUUUAAUUUUUUUCUCGAGGCCGUUUCUUUUCAUUUUAUUCGCACGCGGCCGCGAAAAAUACCGUCGAAUCUUAUUUCACGAGAACAAAAAAUUCUCGAGCAACGGUUUUAUAUUAUGCGAAUAAUAUUUUACUUUAUUUUUAUUUUUUUUAUUUUUUCACAGUUUGUUGCUGAGGAAAAAACGGCAUAAAAUUAAACCAUCAGAAUGCAAGGAAUAAAUAAUGUCUUAUAGUUGAUAAGAUGAAAAUCGUUAUUGACAAAGUUAUUAGCCACGAAACGCAUGAAAACCAUUGUUUCAAGGGUAAUUUCAAGUGAUGAUUUAUCAUCGCAUUAUGUAAAUGUUUACGUUUCGCGGUUAAUAACUCUGUCAAUAUUGAUUUUGUAAUGAUCAACUAUAGGACCUUGUGUAAUUCUUAUUAAUUUAUGUACGCAUUUUAAAAUAAAAUACUAUAAUUAACUAAUUCACCUGAAAUCGCUGCUCACGAACUGGACAUUUUUUUUUUCGUGAACGAUGGUGUUGUUACACCUGUACAAAUAAAAUAUAAAAAUACGCUGGCAAAAUUUUUUUGGUCCACCCUAAUAUACAUACAAUGGAUUCUGCUUAAUGUGAUCACCGUUUAAUGUGCACAGCCGUCUAAUGUGGGCAUAAAGGUCUGAUUCCGAUUCCAAUUUAUAUAAGGUUAAAAAACACCGCUUAAUUUGGGCGAUUCGCAUUACGUAUUUGUUUUACUAUUUAUUUAUGGUACACCCGUCACAAUUAAGAUUACACCAUUAAUUGUAUCGAUAAUAUUUUAUGUACGAAGAGUAAUAACGUUUGGCCAUAUAAACGAUGAACAAACAACAACAGCGACAAUUGUAUCAAUCUCAAAAAGAUCUUUCCUCGAGUGGAAAAAUCUCAAUUUUGUUAAAACGCUCCCGCCAGGUACUUCAGAACGUCAAAUCGCUGAACAAUUGUGUUCCGAAAUCAACGAUAACAAAAUUUUUCAAAGAAGGAAAUAUUUCAUGUGAAACAUCAAUUCAAACCAAACAUACGGUCAAAAACAUAUUUCCUUUAACAAUUAUUAUAUAAAUAAGUAUAAUAUAUAUUUGUCAAUUUUUCCCCGAAAAUAAAGAUUAAUGCACUGUAUUGUGUCUAUAAUACUCGUAGAGUGAAUAGUGAAAUCACAAUCCACUUUUGAUUUUCAAAUACCAACCUAUAUUAAAAAUGUCAUAAAUAGAUGAAAUUUUAGUUUAAACGCAUUAAAUACAUCUUGUUUCUUAAGUUUUUAAAAAAAAAAAUUCCAAAAAAUGUUAAUACUUUCCAAGUAAAUGAGUAUCUUAUCCGAGGGCUAAUCACCUUGCAGAUAUUUUUCCCACUACCCUUGAAUAUUUCUAGUGGCUCCUUGUGGGCAAAAUUAACUCAAACUAAGAAACUAGAGUUGUUUAUAGACGGAUUGAAAUGAUUAAAGUUGGAUUGAAUUUCUAUAUAAACUUAACCAUGUUGUUACGGAUGGUAAAUGUUUGUUUGGCUUUGUAAUACACACUACGACAUCGCCCGUAAUCGAAACCGGCGACGGGAGCCGACUCGACAGCUGAUAAUGAGUGACGUCGUAAUAUAUAGUAUAUUAGAAAUUCCAAAUUUUGCCUUUCCAAGUUUUAAGUUUCCAAUUUUAACCAAGGAAAUUCGAUUCAAGUGUCGGAGCUUGUUGGUUUUGUAUAUAUUUGAUCGGAAUACGAACAAACAAUAUAACAUAAUGUAGUUUUCCUUUUUCUUUUUUUUUUCUUUUUAUUGGUCCCUUUAUUAUAUAGAUAGUAUUUAAGUAAUAUAUUUACUAAAUUUGCAUGUAUAAAGGUGUUUCGGUAACAGAUAAUAUAAUAUGCACCUAAUAUUAUUUCACGGUUUUCGUGUGAUGUUUAACAACAUAAUAUGAUAAGCCGACAAUAAAUACUGGAUUUAAGUACCUAUACGCAAACAUUUAACCCGCCGUUAUAGCUCAUUUACAUAUUAAAUAUUAUACGUUUCUCCUGCCUAGUUACCUACGCGAUAUAAUGUGAUUUUGUGUUUACGGCCGCGGCAUUUUCAAUUAAAAUAAAUGAUAACACAUCGUUUAAAAACACGUUGACAAAAAAUAAUAAUUUAUUCUCCCGUGAAAGUGCAGCGAAAAAACAACGAAAUUGAAGCGAUUUACAAUAAAAAGAUUUAUAAUUCCGUAUAAAAUAAUGUCAGUUUUUGAGUUAGGACUUUUGCUUCUAAAACGAUUUAUACUUCGCCUAAACAAUUGCAAAUUUCGAAUUUAGAGAACUGAAAAUCAAGCCACGAUAUUAUAAGUUACAAUAUUAUUAUUAUUAAUUUGUUUUUUCUUUUAUAGAAACAAAUAAUAAUCAUACGUUUCGAUUUUAUAUUUUUUGAAAUUAUGUCACAUAUACUUAAUUAUUAUUCUAGUUUUAUUUCAUAGUUCAGCUCGGAUAUUUGGCUCGGAAUUAACUUCGAUAGUAAAUAUGGGAUUUUAAAUGGCGGAUAUGAAAUAAUUACUAAUCAUCGGAGAUGCUAUUAUUAUUUCUUACCCGACCAGUGUUAUAGUGAAUUUUAUUUUAUUCACACCAACCCGGAUCAUUAAUAAUAUUACGUGAUGUUAAUGAUGUCGCUUAGAAAAAAAAUAUAUUAAAAAUAAAAAGCACUCAAAAAAGUCAUCAAAACUCAAAAUUAGGAUUAAAUAUUUACCUAACGAACGGGGAUUUUUUUAAUUAUAAUUUUAUAAUUUAAGCUUAUACUCGAAUUAUAAAGACGUAGGUGUAUAUUAUAUAUAUAAAUGUAGAUAUAUAAAUUAAUAAAAUAUUUUAAUCAAAGUUUCGAAACGAAUUUAAAAUGCUAAUUAAAAAAAAAAAUUAAAAAAAUUAAAAUAGUAAAAGUGACGAGAAUUUUUAAAUUGUGUUGAAAUACCUUGAACCAUAUGUGUGCACGUAUAAUAUGAACCCUAUCAUAUAUGAUUCACAUAAUACCCUCCGAUUAACAAAUUAUUCGUUCAAAGUUCAAUCAUAAGUUUCACGAGUAGGUAGGUAUCAGUUGAUAUUUCGGUUUAUACAAUUUUUUUUUUUUUACCGUUUUAAUUAAAUAACAUUUUGAAUUACCGUCGGUCUACAAACAUCCCGAGUCCUACUUUGUAUAUUACAGAAAUUUAUACACACUGGUGUUUUCGAUUAUUUUUUUUUUUUUUUUUAGCGAUGUACUUACCACAUCGCACGUGUGCCUACGCAACAUAAAAUCGAUUGUGUUGCGCAGUCACACAACGCAAUAUUAUUAUUGUAACUAUUGUUUGAAAAUUUCACGAUUUAUACAACAUUAACGUUUAUACGUUUGCGUUUAUUACGGGGGCUGGGGCGGCAGGGGGGGGGACGAGAAUUUCACAACUCGAAUGACCGUAUUAUAGGGAGAUCCCCCGCAUAAACGCCUCGCCGACACAUAUACGCGCGCAAUCCCGAUUCGAACCCGAUACGGAAUAUUAAUUAGAACACGGUCGGCGCGCGUAUUAUGCACACUGAUCCCUCUAUACGUUCCACAAAGGGGUCCUUUAAUAUUUACAACGUUAUUAUUACCGCCGUACAAAACCGACCGAACUUUUGUUUUUCGGCACAUCGUAGAUAGGUUGACGGAGCGGGGUGUGGAGAUAGGGGAGGGCAUGCGCGCACACGCGUAAUAUUCGUUAAUCCUCUGUGCGACCGGCCUCGCGAUGUACUGCGCGCCUCGCUGUUUACGACGGCGCUUACGUUUCAAUAAUUUCACGCGACGCAAAAGGUCGUGUGGUGCACAGGUGGAAAUCGAGCAAUAGCCGUUAUUAUAGGUAUUAUCGGUACACCUAAUGCAUAUUAUUACAAUCAAACGGCUACGUUUAUAAUAAUGUAUAGGGAACUAUAUCGAAGACGGCGGUCGCUACGGCAAUGCCGAAAAUACCAAUAUACCCCGAUGGCGUGUUCACGCCACUCAUUCGGCGGUUACUGGAUCUCUCUCCACCCCCCCCCCCCCCUCCAAUAGAACAAUACAAAAAAUCAAUAUAUCAAAUCAGAUUAAUGUGCUCGCGGCACGGUUAAGUAAAGAAGUUAAUCACCAGCUACGGCUUAAAGGAAUAGAUUUAUUUUAUUUGAUUAUAUAUGUCAUAUUAUGUGUGUGUAUAAAUUUAAAAAAAUACAUAAAUAAAUUUAAAAAAAAAACAUGUUUGAGUAUAGAAAUGACAUCAUGUAUCAACGUAUACCCGUGGCGUACUAUUAGGUUUCCGAGCGAAGAAUAUCGCGCGGAAAAAAUUGAUUGUUGGUGGAUUAUAAUUAACCGUAGUUGUACGAUUAGACAAUUGAAAUUCGCAUACAAAAUUAACAUUGAACGCCAUCCGAAAAUUGCCCAAGUACGUAACAGUUAUGAAAUAUGGACCUCGCAAAAAAAGUCUAAAAUACGUCACUGAUUAUACAUAUUAUUAAUAUAUCGUAACGACUAUCAAAUCGUCUACGACAAUAUUCAUAUAGUACAAAAUAAUUUUCUACGAUCUUAUAAGAUACAAUAAUAAUAAUCUUUAUUUGCUAGUAGUAGAAAUAUUACAAUGUAACAUAUAUUCUUAAGUUAUUCUUGAGUUACAUACAUUCUUAUGUAUUAUAAGUCCAAUCUCCACAUUCAAGUGAUAAUGAUAUUUUAUGUCGGGUUAGAAUAGAUUCUUUAAAACAUUGAAGAAAAAUGAAUAUUCUUAUAUUUUCAUAUAAUCUUACUAAAAAUAGUUAAAGACUGUCGAGAUCUUCUUAACAAAAUUAAAUUUAAAGUGUACUCAUUUAACACUAGGUUGAAAAAUACAUUCUAUUCAGAAAACACCAAUAAAAUUAUAGUCAAUUAUUCUCCCGUUAAUAUUUUAAUGACAUUGGGAAAUAAUUGAAAUAUUGAUAUUUUUUUAAAAAGAUCUGGAGCAAUUUACAUCAAGCUUAAAAAUAACUAAAUUCUAAAAUCUGUUUCUUAUUACCUAUAUUAUAUCAUUGUUAUUAUUGUUACCAUUAAGAUUAAUUAUUAUACCUUAUUAUGUUGUAAUUCUGUGUUUGUCAAAUUACAAGCCUGUGAAACCAAAUAUUACUAUACCUAUAAAUCCAGAUAUAAAUCUGUUAUUUAUUAUUUAUACUAUGUAAAAUGGAUUUUUUUUUUUAUCUCCGUAAAUAAAUAUAUUAUUAUUAUUAUUAUAUUACAUAUUAUACGCGCAAACGAUAAUUACUACAAUAGACGAUUCCCCUCAUUUUCUAACAAUCAAAUGUAUUUUUCGAAAAUUACUCAACUUGCCCCUCAUUCCAGUUGCCUAUGGAAAUGACCCAAGGAAAUUUAAUUCGAAACGAGUAUUUAGAUACUCGUUACUGCGUGCUAUAUUGAUUUUAGUAUGGCAAUACGAGAUGUUCGAUACUUUGCAGGACUGUAUACAAAGUAUAAGAAUCAAUUAUAUAUAAAAAAAAAAAAAAAAAACAUCACAGUAUAGUAACUUAAUAAUAAAUAGAAAACGAGGGUGAGAACCAGAAUCCAGAACGGAUUUUUUUUUUUUUUUGGCGGGGGAAGUACGAUUUACGUGUGCACAAUGAAUAUGUAUAUAUGUUCGGUACAAUAAUACAAUUAUGAGCUUGAACAUACUAUUUUAAAAACAAUGCGCGAGUAUGAUUUACGCGGCGGAAUACGCUGACGGAAAAUGCGGUGUAUAUUUUAGCUGCUCCAGUCCUAAUAUGAAAAUCGUGUACACCGAUGGCCUAGAGUAAGUAUUUAUAGAAUCGAAAUAAAAACAAUGAUGCGAGCCACAGCGGACACGGUCGUUAUUUUUCACCCGCGGUCCCCGGGCAGGUAGUCACUAACCUGUAUGAACACCGGCGAUUGAUGGGCGACGAAUCCGCGGACCGCUGUUGUUCGUCUCGACGAAAGAGUAUUGCCGCGACGGGGAUUUGUAGUUUUUAAUAUCAACACGGUAAAAAUAAAUACAUAUUAAAAAUUAAAAAAAAAAAAAACGAAAUAACGAACCGCGAAACGAUGGGAAAAAACCACCGCGAAAUAUUAUGAUAACGUACAGAUGCGCGCGCGCGCACACACGCGACGGACGAUCAUUCGUGAAAACGCGACCGGUUCGGCGUACGUGCCGAAAUGAAUACGCGUUAUGGCCGCGGGGAGAUUUUUUUCCGGACGUGGUCACCGAGUCAUGGAAAAAUAAACGAAACGAAACGCGAAUGGGCAUUCAAACCCGAAGCCCACGACCACGGAACGGACGAGUUGGGCACUCCGGUCGAGGGCCAUUUACCGAACCUCUUUGAGCUGAUCGACGGCCGUGGGAAAUCGCCGGCACGCGCCCGCGUAGACUUAUAACGCGUGUGAGAUAAUAAACGGAGUGUUUUGAUUGGCUGUCCUUGAAAUGCAAACCACACUAUAGUUCAACCGAACUUUCUUGAUCCGUUCGGACCGACCACCACGCCUCCACGGUCCUAGGGGCGAAUGUUCCAUUCGGCGGAAACACACUAGAUGCACAAGUCUACGCCACACGCCCGGCCGCGUCGUCCGAGUUCCGAGAACCUGGUCGCGAACGUUGUUUACUACCUAAUUUUCUUUACGGCGAACACGCAAUUAUAAAAUCACGAGAAAUGCCUGACAUGUAUUAUUAUCAUCACGGUAUCUGCGUAACUGGGAAUGCUAUCUUUCGAUGUUAUCGCGUGCCUGCCGCGGGGGUUACCGUUCGGAAAAUAACGUGUUCUUUUUUUUUUUUUCUUUUUUUUUUUUUUCACUUUUUACUUGUUUAUUUAUUUUAUCCCGCACUCAACUCGAUUCUUUGGCCAACUCUACUUUAACGUUAUGAUAAUGUAAAUCGCGUUGUUAUUAUUAUCGUCCACUGGUUGAUAAAUAAUACCUUGGGUUUAUACCUCUUAUCCCUAUGUACGGGUACCGCCGGUGUAUAUACCUAGUCAAAAACCAAAUUAAUAUCAUAUUGUUAUUGUACCUUCAUGCGGUUUUAGCUUUUGGAUACUAUGUAAAUCGGGCUAUUGCUAUAAAUAUUACACGGUCUACUGCAAUAAGCAACCUUUAUAAUGUAUUAUAUAUUAUAAUAUGUUAUUUAUUCAAAAGCCGUAACGUACUUGUUAAGGCACCGUUAAACUCGUACUGCCCACGUGCAUUUUCGCUCUAUACAGAUGAACGCUAAAAUGUAUAUUACUCGUAAAAAAAAAAAAAAAUCAAAAAUUAUAAUUAAAUCGUAAGUCAUUAACUUAACCGCAUUACUUAUUCAUUCAUUUAUGCAUGAUUUCGUAUACGGGGUACCUAACACUAAGUAUUUCAGUCGGAUGGUUUUGGAAUUAAAUAAUUCUACUGAAACAUACAUUUUACGAUAGGUACAUUUCUAAUGUUCGUCUCUUUCGGUACGAACACAUACAACUUUAUUUUAGAUUCUGAGUGUAGCGAAGAAUGUAUUGGUUUUACAAAGAUCUUUAUUUUUGUUUUUAUGUGAACACUUUUUCUACCAGAAAGCUUACUCCGAUGUAUACGAUGUAGACCGUUUUUUGCAAUUAAAUUUUCUUGGGGCAAUAUUUUAGAGAGAUCAUUUUUCGAAUUUCUCAGAUUUUCUUAAAAAUGGAAAAAACCGAAGAAAACAGAGGAAAAACGGGAAAAUGUAUGAAAUAAAGGUAUUAGUUGAAAAAUAUUUCAGCCUUUUUUUUUCCUGUGAACAACUUUUCUACCAGCAAUUUUGCUCUGAUUUACAAUAAUGGCACUUUUUCUAAAAGUAAAUCUGACUGACUUUAAACAAGUAAAUUUUCGAUUCUCCCAAGAGUUUUCCCAACAAACGUGAAAACCGUGAAAAGACAUUUAAAAACCGGAAAAAACGUAGAAAAAACGGAAAAAUCGGUACUAUAUUAAUCAAAUAUUAUUAAAGAAAAUAUAUAAUGCUAAAUUAAUUAUUUUACCAUAAUAUAACAUACAUAUUAUUGACAAAGUAUCAUUAUCAACUAAACUUCGCUCAGAAUCGUUUUUUCGUUAGCAAUGGUUUAUUGUUGUUUACAGAUGAAUAUUAAAUUCUCUUCUUUAUCCUACUUUCCCAAUUUCCCACCAACAACAAUGACUACACCCACUUGCAAAGUAGUUUCGUUUUUUUAAAUUUUUUUUUUGAAUGGCCACAACUUAUUGUUUUCUGUUUUCGAACAUAUCUAUCUGGGGCUAACAGUUUUAAUGGAAAUAAAAUAUUUGUUGAUUAAAAAAUGUAAUCCAAUUCACAGAUUUAAAAGUUUGAAAAAAAAAAUGAUAUUCAAGAGACGUUUCAUGUAGUCUUAAUAUGCUGUUACUGUCACCGCUUUAAGUUUCGGUCGUCGGUUCAAAAGUCACAUAUUCUUCGUAUUUUUUUUUUUUUUUAUUCUUCUUACAAUUAUUUUGGAGAUUGACAGGUCUGUCGAAAUACGUAAACAAUCAUUUUCAAAUUAACUGCAUGUGAUAAUAGUUAAUUUUAUAUUCUUUAAUCUUUCAAAAAAAUGUAGCUCGGUUAAAAUGGCGACCGUGCACAAACAGUAAAACAAAAAAAAAAAUCAUCGAAACAUUUUAUGAAAAUUGUAUUAUUGUACCUAAAUAAGUUGAAAUUCAACGUAAAACGAAUACUUUUCAAAUUAAAUUUAAAAAAUGAUUUUAUAUAAUAUGUAAUGGACUACCGAAAUCAGACCCGACGAGAGAGGGACAGCCAAGGCUAUAACCUUAGGGUUGGGUCUGUGCCCUCUUUGAGGCCCAAGCCCAACAAAAACAACCAGAACCUAUAUUCCACUUAAUUUUUACAUUAAUAUAAAAAUUAUUCGUAGUUAAAUUUCAUAUUUUUCUUAAAAAAAUCAAUAUUCAUUAUAUUAACAAUUAAAUGUUAACAAUACAGUAAUUAUUUUGUACCAUAUUAUAUUAUAUGUUGGUAAAAAUAUGAUUUGUGUUUUUGAAUACCUCACACCUGAACCUUAAACCUUCUUUUGUUAUACACAUUUUAAAGGACGACGUUAGAUGUUAGUGGUAAGUUUAAUGUUUGACAUUAGGAGGAAUUAGUUUGUCCCUGGGGCUCUUGAUUUCUCUCCACAGCACUAACCAAACGAUAAGCAUGUAACAUAAAAUAUCAUUGGUACUCAUUGUAAAUUUGUAUACAAUUUAUACAAAUAUGCAUGUUACGAGUAUAUAUUGUAUGAAAUUAAAUUACAUUCAAUUUUAAUAUAAUAGAAGUUGAACGGCGUAAUGAAUAGGCAAAUGUGGUACUUUCGCGUAAACGUAACCAAAAUAACCAAAAUUUCACUCCUGUGUCCUCUCGGUGCCAGACAGACACUAUUUAUUUCAUUUUUUUUUUUUGUUUUGUAUAAUGGAAAUUAAGAAAUAUUUUAUUAUAUAAAUAACUUAUCAUAACAACAACCAAGUUAAAUAGUUCAUUAAUACCUAUAAAAAAAAUGUAUUCUUUAUUUGUCGACUAUGUAUUGGUGUUUGUUAAAUUAGUAUAGAAUAUAAAGAUAGAUAGUUUAAUACAAUUAAUGAACUUACAGUUUGUUCACAGGACUAAUGAUGAUGGGAUCUUCAGUAGCAUGUGGCUUCUUAGUCGUUAUACUUAUGUUCACCAUCUCAGCAACGUUAUCGGCACCUUAUCCAUUGCUUCAAGAGUAAUAAUAUUUUUCAUUAUCUUAAUACUACUAAUAAAACAAUGAAAAAACAAAUUGUUUCUAGAAUAUUAGUUUAGGUAUACAAAUUUUACAGAGUCAUUUUUGUUUAUAAUUAUUAUUGUGUAAAAAGGUUAUAAAUAAAUUUGGUAAAGUUCCGCAGUUCACUAGUCCAGAAUAAAACUAAUGUAUGUCAACAAUUUAAAAAAAAAAAAACAUUCCAUCAUUGAAUCUAAAAAACAAAAUAUGAAUUCCAAUUUUCAAGCAUAAAUUCCAUAAUAUUUAUUUUGUAAUUUAUAUAUAUAAAUAAAGUUAUUAUUAAAAAUAGUGAACAUUCUUAUAGAUUUUAGGAAAAAUAUUUUUAAAAAACUCUAAUCAAAUUUACUUAAACCGUCACGUUAGUACAAUAAUACAAAAAAAUGACCCUUUAUUAAUAAAUUAGUGAACAAUAUUGAAAAUUUAAAAUAUGCAAAAAAAAAUCAAAAUGAGAUAUUAAUUGCAUUGAUUAAUAAACACUCAAAAGGGUAAGCAGAAAUUAUUCAGUUACAGUCGUAUUAUAUAAAAACUGUUUCAUAAAUAAUCUCUAUAAAUCUAACAGUAACCGAAAAUAAUUAUAAAUAUAAAUUAUAACUAUUAUUAUUUAAUAUUUUCCAUUAAAAAUUGAAUUUAGUUAACUAUAUAAUAAAUUAUGUAAGUAUACUAAUGUAUUGUUAAAUUGAAAAUGCAUCACCAAUUAAAUUUAAAAACAGUUUACUUUAUUAUAAAUAUAAAUUAUAAUAUAGAUUUUAUUUUUUUCAUUAAGAAUUAUCAAAAAUUGACUAUCUUUCUAUAAUUUCUAUUGGUAAAACUAUUGAUAAUUGUGAGCCUAACAAAAUGUCAUUAAAAUGAAAAUGUAAAAUACCUAAGCAUAGUCCAAUAAAUAAUAAAAUACUGAAUAAGUGAGAUAAAUAUUUAUUAUUCUGUGAAAUCUUAAAACAUAUAUUGCAUCGAUUUACAAAUCCCAUUCAAACACAUAUAUUUUGUUUUGUUAAUCUUUUUGUCCUGCAAAAACUGUAGUAAUUACCUAUAUACAAAAUAUAGAUAAAAUUCACUAGAAAAAUAGACUAAACAAAUUUUAAGUAUUAAUUAACUAACCAAAUUCACAAAACAGUGUACAUCACUAUUUUGUUAUUAAUUAUAAUUUUUAUAUUGUACACAUUGUUAUUAUAAAAUAUGUAAAAUUGUUCAGUGUUUAGGUUAAAAAAUUAUUUAAACCGUUAAGAAAUGUACAAAUAUUGGGUCCCAUUUAAAAAGUGGCAAUAUCAAUAUUUCGGCAAUUUGUAUAUUAUGUAUAUGACAAAUAUGUAAAGGUAGGUAUGCAAAACAUAAUAAAUAAUGGAAGUUUAUCUUAUUCGAGUCUUAUACAAACAUACCUACUAAAUAUCAAGAUAUCUGAAUAAACUUCAAAUAAAAUUAAGUGAGUCAACACAGGUACCUAGGUAUGAUAAAUUAAACAAUUAAUUUUACAUUUUUGCCACAUUCGGACAAAAUAAGUAGGCAAAUAGAAUUUAAAAUAAUAAUAAUCAUUUUUUAUUUUUAUUUUGAUAACAAUAUUCAAUAGGCACCUACAUACCUAUUAUUAAACAAACUAUUUCUAAGACUAUACAAAUCUCAAAUAUUACAAAGUGUGGUAGUAAGGUUAAAAAAUGUGUCAUUGUAAAUGUUGUUAAUGUAUUACCACUCAGUUAUUACUUGAAAAAAUUGAAAUCACCUAUUAUUGUAUUAAUUAAUUCUAUAUAUGAUAACUGAUAAUUAAAUAUAUUUAUUUCAGCCAAAAUAAUGCAUACUUAUCAUCAGAAAAUGAAGGAGAUCCUGAAGCGAUGUUGGAAUUAUUAGCUCGAAUAGGCCAAAAUAUCAUGAGAGCUAAUGAAUUGGAAAAGUAAGCAGGAAAUCUAAUACUUAAAAUAUUAGAUUUUUUUUUUUUUUUGAAACUUGGUGAAAACAAUUAGUUACAAAAUAUAUUAGAUUAUUGAUACAUAAUAUUUUUCUUUUAAAUACAUUAUGUAUAAUGCUGGGAAAAAAUUUUGGUUAUAAUAAUUAAUAUUUAUUACCAAUAAUACUAUUUAAUCGGUAAUCGUUAAGUUAAUAUCUAGAUAAACUUAAAUUGUUAUUUUCAAAACAUCUAUUUCAAUUUAUUUACCUACUUAUAGUAGGUAUGUUAUCACCAUAUUUAUAGUAAGAAGAACACUUUAUAAAAAAAAAAAAAUAAAUGUAUAAACUUUAAACAUAAGAUACUUUUGAUAAUGUAUUACCAACAGAGUCGUAUUUAGUAUAUAUUGAUUCCUAGCCUAGUCUAUGGUGAGGACACUACUACGGGUUUUCUAACUUUUUUGUUAGUACGGACCCUCCUAUAAUGCACUGGGGGUCCAUUCGAUACAGCCUGUGAAGAUUGCGGUUAAAUAAGGUCCAGAUUCUCGUAUUUUAUGAAUUAUAUAUUAAAAAUAUUCCUUUUGUAAAAUACUAAAAUUAUAUUAAAAUUUUAAUUUAACUUAUUCUUUGAGGAACUUAUAAAGUUAUAAUCAUAUAUUAUACUGUGUUACAGGUAUUUUAUUAUUUAUUUAUUUACGAGUAUUAACCAUUUUAAUAAUUUUGUUUUUAAUUUAUUGUUUUAUUAUUUAUUUAGUUUUAUUCAUUUAUUUUUUGAUUAUUAACUGAUGAUUGAUUUGGUGACCCGACAUGUAUAGAGGCCAAUUAUUUACCCAUGUUUUUUUUUUCUUUUUUUUUUGAAAUUAAUUCCAAUGAAAAUGUUAAAUAGUAAUAUAGUAUCUGCUCUAAGACAUAAAGUAUAACAUGUAGGUAUGCAAUUUAUGGUUAUAGUAAUACAAACAGUAAAUAAUUGACAACAUGCCGGAAGUUACUUCAAGGAAUUUUCAAUACAUGAACGAGUCAGUAGAUUGAAAUAGUUUAUAAUACCUACUUAUUAACAUAUGAAAUAAUAUUUCACAUGAUUAUUAACAUAUUGUUUAUUUAUGUAUCUAAGUACUGAAAAUUGAAUGAAAAAAACAAGUAGUUAGGUACAUUUAUUGAAUACCUAGGUAAGUGUAUAUUUAAUUGUUCUAGAUAAAUUUAUAAUUAAUGCAAAACAAAAAUGGGCAUUCAUGUGACAGAUGGUAUAUAAUACCAGUAAAAAGCUAACUCUACAAUUUGCCCAAGUUUAGACAAUUUAGAGUUAAUUUUAUUUAUAAAACUUAAGCAGACAGGAAAAAUUGUAUUCUUUUGAAUGCAUAUUAGUCUUUGGUAGGUAACUAUCAUGUUGUUCACAGAAGCCAGCCAGUUUUUUCUAAUAAUAAUUUUUGUGUCACCCACAUUUUUACAAUAAGGUGUUACACUCAGUCAUUUGAGAAUAAAUUAUAAAAUUGUAAAUAAUUUACUGUAGAUUUUUCAUCAAUAAUUAUUUUAUCAAAUUCGGACACGUGCAUUUUAAUGUUAAAUUGUGUAAUAAUUUGUUGAUAACCUAUUACUAAUUAAAUAUCUACUACACCUGAAAAAUGCACUAGAUCACCUGCUACACUAAUACUAAAAAAUGUAUGUUUCAAUAUUAACUAUAAACUAUAAAACUAGGUAGGUAAUAGGUAAAUUAAUUAUAUAAUCUAGGAAGUAGAUAUUCAUAUACCUAACCGGGUAUCAUAACACUAAAUGUCUAAAGGAAUAGAAUUUAUAAAAAGCUGAAAAUAGAAAUUAUCACAUUUUGAAACUUGUCUAAAAGGGUUAGGACAAUAUUUUCUAUGGUAAUAACACCCUGUAGUGUUUAUUCAGCAAUAAACUAUUCAAGUUUUUCUAGAAUAAAUAGUAUCAACUUAUUUUUCAAAUAAUAUAAUCAAAUAUAAAAAAUAAAAAAUACAAAUGAAUUCAAAUAGUGUUAUCAGUCAUAACUCACAACAAUUUUAUUGAAAACGAGUAAACAAAAUACCGUAAACAUGACAAGUUCUUAAUUGAAAUGCAACAACUAGAAUUAGAAGCUAAAACACAAAAACUAAUAGGUACCUACCAACAACAAUAAGAUUAAUAGAAAAAUAACUAACCAACCAACUAUUAAAUAAAUAUAGUUUGAUAUGUAUUGAUUGAAUAAUGUAAGAGUAGGAAAUAAAUAAAAUUCAUCAAUGCAACAGAUACGAAAGCAUAGCAGCCACUUUAAAUUCACUAUUGUUGUAUUUUUUAUUUGUAUUCAUUGUUAAAUAAUUAUUAUAUUUUAAUAUAUGUACCUAUACAUUUCCUAAAUAUAAGAUUAUAACUCUAUAUAACAUUAAUGGGUUUCAUAAGUACAUAAAAAAUAAGUGAACUUUGUUGAUUUAUGAAAAUGAAUUGGUGAGCUUUGAUUGAAAGGGAAUAGUAAGACUUGAUGUAUUCGAUAUGUAACAAAAUUAUGUUAGGCAUAAUUUAUUUACAAAUACCACCUCUAUUUACCUCUAGGUCUUUUACUAACUCAAGUCAAACUACGUAUAAUCUAUAAUAUUAUAAUAGUUCACUUAUUGUAUUAGAAAAUGUUAGUUUAACAGAGGUGGAAUUUUAGAUUGGUACUUUCAAUUCAGGCUUACCUCAUAGAAUUGUAGUUCAGAUGAACUUGAACUAGAUCCAAUUGACCGCAUAUUUCAUCUAACUAGUUACAAAACAUCAGUCUAAGUUUAUAGAACACAAUUUCUAGGGAAAACUAUUAAAUAAAAAUCUAAUAUGAUAUGUUAUUUUUCAAUCCCAUAAAAUGUUUUAAACUUUGAUUUUUAAUAUGCUGAAACCAUAAAGUUAAAUUUGUAAUAAGAUGUAUAUAAUUUAAAUUAUCAAUACCAACUAACUUUAAGUUCAGGUAGCCUAACCAAUUAACAAAUGUAAUAAAAAACAAAACAUAAAAUGUAAUUAACAAUAUAAAUCAAUAAUGAAUACUUAUGAUAAUUAUUUAUCAAUUAUUUUUUAAAUUUGCAAUACUAAGUAUUUAUCAGUAUUUAUUGAUCAAUGUCAAAAUUAAUUGAAUUGAACUUGAACUUUUCAAAAACAUAAAAAUAAUUAUUUUAUAUAAAUUUAAAUUUUACUUACAAAUCAAUAACAGAAACAAUUUAUUAUAUAAUAUAAAUAGACAUAAUAUAAAUUGUACAACAUAAUACUAAUAAGUAGAUAUCUACUUAUUACCUACCUAAUUGUAUUCAAGGAAAAAUAUGAUUAUUCUCCUAUAUGGCUUGUAUUGCUUCAUUUGGUCAAUAAUAUACUAACCUUCAUCAACCAGAAUUAUAUUACUCCAUAAUAACUGGGUAUAGAAUCAAUUAAUCUUUAUGACAGUUAAGUAUAUGAAAUUGAUAAAUCUAAUAAUAUUUUAUGACAAAAUAAUUAUAAGUACUAAUUUUUAUAUAAGUAAUUAUAUAAUCUACUGGACAUCUAUUGUAGGUCUGUGUUGUUUAAUAUUAAUAUUAAAAUUACACUUGGAUCCAGAUAUUCAGAAAUUUAAAUUGUACCUAUUGCAUGAAUAUUAAUAAUAUAGUUUAUUUAUAGUAAAUAGUUAAUUAUUAUAGAUAAUAAUCAUCAAAUACUAACAGAUAUAAGAAUAUGUAUUACUCUGAUUAAAAAAUAUUAAAAACUAAAUAUAUAUAUAAAAAAAAAAAAAAAAUAAGGUAUGAAAUGAAAGUAUGUUUAUUCUGUUUGGAAAUUAUCUAAGUACCCAUAUGAUUAUUAUUUUAUAUAACAACAAAUAUUAUGUUAUAUUAAAGGUUAAAUUACAACGUGUGGUUAUCCAACAUUUAAAAUCAUUAAUUCACUAUUCAAAGUCUCUUAGAGGAUAACCCAUAGUUUACUUUAAUACAAAUUACCUAUAAGUAAAUUUAAUUUUUUAUUUAAGUGAAAUUAGACUUUGGAUCUUUUAAUACUUACAAAAAAACCAUUUGAGUACUUGUUUUUAAAAAACUACUAAAAAUAACACGAGAUGAAAUACCUGAAUUAUUUGUACUAUUUAAAUUAAUUAUUUUGACUUUUAAAUUAAAAAUAAUAUGAUAAGUCUAAUUUUGAUUCCAUUUAAAUUGUAUUGUUUAAUAAUAUUUUCUUUUAACCGUGUUUUAGUUCUAAACGUGGUCUGGAUUUGGGAUUAAGCAGAGGUUAUUCAGGCACACAAGCAGCAAAACAUUUAAUGGGCAUGGCAGCAGCCAAUUUUGCAGGCGGUCCAGGUCGCCGACGCCGCAGUGAUAUGCUUCCUAAGCUUCUUAUACAUUGAACUUUUAGUUUGUUAAAAUUAUAUCUACAAAACUAUUACAUUAAAAUAUAUACUUAAUAUUAUAUAAAUAUAUGAAUUAUAAUAUAUUAUAUAAUAUAAAUAUAUAUAUACAAAAUUAUAUAUAAAAUACAUAUAUAUAUAGACAUAUUAUUACAAGUCAAUAAUUAUUAUAAGCAUUAUCCAUCCAUUGUUUUGUCAAUGUCACCCUAGUUUCAGUAGUAUGUCAACAAAUUAUAAAAAUGUCAUAGAUUAGCAUACUUGCUUACUGUACGUGUUUCUUAACUUAGGCAAUUUGCAUUGCAUUGUAAACGCAGUAACUUUAAAAUAACAUAUUUAUCUCGUAUUUUAUUUUAUGACGAAAUACAGCAUUCCUGUUUUAACCAGUUCUGAAUUUCAAAUUUGUUCUCCUUU
This is a messenger RNA of Cinara cedri, 47022 nucleotides long. The record is from the annotation of a GenBank genome assembly. Lineage: Eukaryota; Metazoa; Arthropoda; Insecta; Hemiptera; Aphididae.